Porites lobata is the source of this 54819-nucleotide messenger RNA. Lineage: Eukaryota; Metazoa; Cnidaria; Anthozoa; Scleractinia; Poritidae. The record is from the annotation of a GenBank genome assembly.
GUGGUAUUACUUUGUUGCUCACUGCGCUUAUCACUUUACCAGAUGGUUUGCACAAGAUUCCCGAGGAGCAGCGUAAGUUAACUUAAAUUUUGUUAGUUUUUGGUGAAGUCGAAAGCUUAUGAGGACAAAAAUGCAUGGUCAUCUUGGCAAGACAUUGUCCAUUGAACGACUGUUGAGCCCUGAUCCAAUUAAAAGAUUGCUUCCUUUUUUGAUUUGGGUCAGGGCAAACACCUAUUGAAUUUGUUAGGUAUAUGCAGUAACUAUUAGGCAGGGAUCAAACAGUUAGGGGGGUACUUUUAGCUGCGCUUUUCUUUUGUUUUGCAUGAAAGUACAUGUACCUUGGCGGAAGGUUCAUGCUUAUAGUAGCUGCGGGAAAUCCCUGCCCCCCCCCCCUCCCCUCUAACACCCCUCAACAACUUAAGAGAGUAUCGUAUGCGUAUUUUGUAUAAGAGGUACAGAUGGAUAACCAAGCUAUAGUUGCGUGUAUUCAGUAGCCUGUAUUGAUCUCAAACCGCAGCAGGAUUAGCUCAGUUGGUAGCUUGCUUGACUGCAGAGCAGGAGGUCAUGGAUUCGAUUCCCAGGGCCGCACCAAGUCCAAUCUCGACCCAGAGCACUUCUGCGCAUGUAGAGGAGAGAGCUACCAAGAGCUCUGGGGAUCCCUGGAGCAAGAUUGUCUCUGAUUUGUUUCAGCAAAAAACAAUAAAAGUGUUGCUGAUUGAUCCAUUCAAGUUCGCACGAGAGCGGUUGAAUGUGUGGUGUGUCUGGCUUGUGAGCGGGUUUUUCCCUAGAAAUGUUGAAGUAAACAUGACUGGCCGAUUCUUGAUUUCAGUGAUUCCAAAACAACAUUUGCAUGACUAAUAAUCAGGCAGAAUUACUGGAUUUUCCAAUUUUCAAAUAAAAUAGCUUAGCUACAUAUCGAAAAUUGAACCAGAAAAAGAUUUGAAUGUGAAAGACUAAAAUAAAAUACACCGACAUCUUUGCCAGCUAUAAUUUAAGAAGCAUAACACAUUACUGGUUUUUCUUUGACUUCCACGUUAUUGUAUUCACACAAAGUAGCCGAGUAUGAAUGAAAACUUGAGCUUCUUGUCGUAAAUUGCCUAAAACAGACUUGCAAGGAAAAACAGAAAAAGUAAAUCGUUCCCUAAAGUGAUGCAUGUACAAUGCGACUAGAUAUUUAUAGUUGUCUUCUUUUCCCAUGAUAUCGCAUUUCAAAGCUGCAGCUUCGCUGAAGUGCUGAUGUUCAUAUAAAUAAAAGGACGCUAAAUUCAUAUUUUGGAAAGUUUUAUUGGAAUUUCGAUACGUUUAUCUUAACAAGCCAUUUGGGUUUCACUUACUGCCUCUUGAAGUAGUCCACAGAAAUAUUUAAUCAACUGUCAAGCAUAUGCAAACUUCAAGUCUCAAAUCUGUGAUUGGGAACGUUUAACAGCUACCACAAGAGCCUUAGAUACCUGAAUAUUCCUCAAGGCCAUUAACUGAAUUUCUUCAGUUCUAAUACUGAAGCAGCACAAGACUUUCGCAAUGAAGUAGAUAUAAAAGAAACAAAAAGUUUUAGUUGGAUCAAAUAGCAUGUGCCGUGAGGCCCAAAUAGCCAGAUUCUGGCUACUCCAGUGCGCAGAGUUUCCAGAGCUUACGCGCACAUUCCCAAACCCGUAAGCACUGGGGUAGAGAAUGCACCAAGUCAGGGUCAUAAAGUAUGUUUUGAGAAAUGAAAGUACUUCUAUUGCCUUGUAAACGGCCCAACCUUUGCAUGGCUUGGAUGACGUACAUUACAAAUCAUGUACAUGUAAAUGGGAGUUCCAUCACUAGAAUGAGACAUUAAAAUAGUGUUCGUUGUCCUAAAUACAUUGACAAAAAAAAUGCAUCUUUUUUUUCAUGAACUGAUAACAAUAUUCAGUUAGUUUUAGAUGUUGAUUUAUUGCAUAAAUAUUGCAUUGAUAAUUGCAACCUUAUUUUUUCAACAGGAGACUUGCUGUUGUACUUUUGCCCUUAUGUUCAUUAUACCACAAGUAUAUGUGAUUCAGCUGUAAGUAUUGACUACUUAAUUUAUACAUAAUUUACAGUAACAUAAUCUUUUAGUAUAGUAGGACAAUGGGUGGAAAGAGCUGUUAACCAGUAGAAGUAUUCUCUUCUUUGACGCACAAAUGUAAAACCAGCUGGAAGACACAAAAUGGCCAAUUGAAGUAAAAGCAAGCCAGGUUAACAGGCUCUAUUUAUCAAUUUAGAAACAAGAAGAAAACUGAGCCAAGUUAACUAUCACAAUGACUUCUGAGACUGAUACUAGGGACAGGGAAAAAACUUUGGUCAAAAACUUUGUAGCUGACAAGCACGCCCUCAGUAGCGAUCCCAGAAACAAUAAUUAAUAUGUUACAUAUAAAGUUCUGACUGAGACUGAAUGAAAUACACGAGGUGCGAAAGUUUGCUCCUUUUAAAGGCUUUUUUUUUGUUUUUGUUGUUGUUGUUGUUGUUUUUUCGUCACUUGAAAAUUACUUUGGAUUCAGAACAACCAAUGUUAAAAACAGAUCAUCCGUCAGUCUGAGGAGGAAUAAAACAAUUUGAACAUUUCCAAAGAGGUUUGUAUUUUUCUGAUAAUAGGCCACUUGCACUAAGAGGUCACGUGACCAAUACUUCCCUUAAACGAUUAGUUGGAAUCCUGCUGAUGCCAAAAAUUGACAGAGCACAUAAAAAUUAUCUUACAUGCGACAUUUGAGAGAAAAAACCAUUUAAGGGAGAUAUUUUAUGGCACUUUGAUUUUUCAACAAAGUAGUAUGAUUUGUAUUGGCCGUCAUGUUGGAGGGCAUACUCUUGCCCUCCAACAUGGCGGCCAAAACUACUUUUUGCUUACAUCUUGUUGAACUUUUGAUAGUUAUGUUCAGAUGUGCUACAAACGUUACCACAUCAUUUUUCAACAUUUUCCUUGGAAGUUUAAGUGCAAAAUUUGUGUUCAGAAAGAAGUGAUUUGUAAUUUUCAAAAUCACAUUUUGGUCUCGCGACCAGCUACAAACUUACUCAUUUUAUGACAGCGGUGCAGGUUUGAAAAACCAAAUCAGUAUUAUUUUGUUUAGAAUAUGACCCACUAAUCAUUUUUUGAAGGCAAAAUUAUAUAACUUUCAUCUUCAUAAAACGAUGUCACAUGACCUCUUAGUGCAAAUGGCCCAUUGUGCAUUCGAUUUGUGAAUUGAUUUUGUGUCCAGUUCUUCACCUUCUUUCGCCGGACUGAAUUAAAACCCGCUUGUAUUCUGUUAUUAGUAGUUACGGUUAGUUUUUUUACAUGGCCAGAUUUAUUUACCUUCGCAGAACCGGCUUUAUCCUCGUCUUAUGUCAAAGAACCGUAAUGCUAAUGCUUGGGAGUGAACAAACUUGGGCGCUUAAAACUUCCUCGGAACUUUAGAAGGCCAGCAAGCUUACUCGAGAAGAAAAGACCACUUCGAUAAUUUUUCUGUUGCUCAAGUAAUAAUAGUCAGAGUUUUUUUCCUUUAGUUUUUUCAGUUUUAAUUACAUAGUUUUGUUAUCUUUCUGUACGCAAAUUUUCCUUUCACUCGCUGUGAAGUAGCGCGGAGAACAACAACUGCCGGCAGUGACUCCAAAACAAUCGACUCUUUGCCCGUUAACAAUUGCUGGAGCUGGAUUUGACUGAAGCGAGCAAAAGAAAUCCUUAUGUGCAGUUUUCUGUAUUUUCUGAUUUAGUUUGCUGAGUUUAAUUUGCUUGAAUGAAGACCCUCGCAUGGACCAGUUAUUAAAAGUAGCUAAUCUACCUAAGUAGUCGGAAUCAUGGCUUGGCUGCGAAGCUUGCAACUGAUCUUUUGCUAUUAAGAUCUUUAGGUACAAUCAGGGACAAAAGUAGUUGACACACUUGUUUAGAACGGGUGCUUUUAUCAAACAUUUACUUCAUUUAUUAUUUCAUUCCUUUUAAACGCCAUAAAUCCCCUCACCCCCUGAAUCAAUGUUGUCUGAAGUAAAAGAAAGAGUUGAGGGUCCAAAAUACAACAUUGAUUUUGGGGGCGAGGGGUGGAGGUAGACAGGGGAAGGGGAUAGGUAAGUCCAGUAUUCAAAAAGGGGCCAUUUUACGAAAGUGUCUCAACACUUUUGUCCCUCAUUGUCUGAAUGCAAAAUUGUACUACUGCACACAAGUUGAGCUCUGUAUGACAAUGAUUUUAACUGAAAUUAAAGCAAUCAAUGACAUAAUUAUGUUAUUGGUGGUGGGGUUGACAUUGACUUCUUCACGACCGAAAUAUAGGGCCAAUUCGAAUUACGUGAUGACGUAAUAAAAGGGCUGCGGUAUCCAGAAUUAACGGCAAUAUAGUUUACAAGCUAAAAACUGAGGCUAAAACUCGCGCACAUGUACAACUUUUGGUGAAUUUCAAGAGUAUGCGUACUGAAAAUAUUUUUAAUAAAGUGAAUAUUCCUCUUUCUUUACUUUAUCCGAUUGAUAAGACGCAAACAAUCAGGGGCAGCGUAAGGAUUGACACGUAUUGGGGAUAAUCACUGGCCGGCCACGGAAAUAUGGAGCGUUAGUGAGGAUCGGCCAUCACUGCGUUCAAUAUCGGAACUACGGAAAAGUGAAGGUAAAUUCAUGGUCAAUUUAAUAAAAACUAAGGACAGCGUAACAAAUAUUACAAGUGUACGCGAAAACAAUUACUUUCAAUCCCACCUGGUGACACCCUGUGUGACAUGAUAACGCAACGCAAAUAGCGUGACAUGAGCGCAUAUGUCUGUGUAUUUGGACUGCAUUUCUCAAGCGAAACCCUCUGUUUUUCUCUAUUGUCGGCAGGAAAAAUGAAAACAGAGCUUUAAAACGUGAACUGGUAUCUGACUCUCAAAGAAAACGACAGCUCAAACUGAGGAAAACACUGCUUCCUUCGUGAUACAACGGUUAACCACGUUUCGGCAAACGGAAAGUAACAUUAGUCUGUUAUGACCUCUUAAUGCCGAUAUGUUUUCUCGUGGUUAACCGUUAAAACUCCUUAUUUGCACCACAUCGCUGCAAUGUUGCUCGCCAAGAAUAAGUAUUGCAAAGCACUUUCUACAUAGCGAGAUCUUCUUUUGCCUUUUGUGAGGAAUUAGGGGCAUGAAAACGGAAAAUUUUCCAGCUCACGGCCGUCAUCGAUCACGUGCCAAUCCCGCUCUCCUUGUCAUCAAGUGAACUUCUGGGCCACAGUAAUUGUUUUUUUGGUGAGAUACAGACUGGUCUGUCUAUCUUGAAAACAAUUUCUUUAGCAUUAUGUGAUUUAGGAGCUGGGAAAUGAACUAGAAUAAAUGAAUAACUGGCAGGCGGUCAUCUAAAAUCAUUACAAAAGUACAUUCCUAACCUGUUCUACGCCUACCUACGCUAAAGGUUUGGAUCUGUUAGGUUUGAAAAGGUCUCAAAAAAAAAAAAAAAACACUUAUAGGGCAUAGCAGAAACGGCUGGCCCAUCAUUUAUGAGGUUCAUAUCCUGUAUAUUGCUCACGUCCUUUCACCAAUGGCACAAGUCAGUGUCGAAAAUAAUGCAUGUCCGCUCCGUUUAAUACUCUGCAGUAUUUCAUUAUCUUAAGUUGACUAUUCAUGCACACAAGAACAAUUUUCAUUGUACCUUGGUGUUUCCAUCAUUUUCCACUAGUGUUAAUACUUGUGAAAACAUUACAUCCGCAGCAACGGCAGUGAUCACAACACAAAUGAUUUCCUCUCCACCCGACAGGGUAUCAGGAACGCGCGGGAGUACAAGAUUAAGUAAUGACAUACGCGUAGUACAUUUUACUGUACGUGUACUACAAAUCACGACGAAAAUUUACAAAUGGUUGUUUGUACACAAACAAUUUGGCCCAUAGAGUAACGUCAUGGCACAACAAUUCAGCAGCGUCAAAAAUCUAGCCGGAAAACAUAGAUACAUAUUUCAGACAUGUCUGAAUGCAAAAUUGUACUACUGCACACAAGUUGAGCUCUGUAUGACAAUGAUUUUAACUGAAAUUAAAGCAAUCAAUGACAUAAUUAUGUUAUUGGUGGUGGGGUUGACAUUGACUUCUUCACGACCGAAAUAUAGGGCCAAUUCGAAUUACGUGAUGACGUAAUAAAAGGGCUGCGGUAUCCAGAAUUAACGGCAAUAUAGUUUACAAGCUAAAAACUGAGGCUAAAACUCGCGCACAUGUACAACUUUUGGUGAAUUUCAAGAGUAUGCGUACUGAAAAUAUUUUUAAUAAAGUGAAUAUUCCUCUUUCUUUACUUUAUCCGAUUGAUAAGACGCAAACAAUCAGGGGCAGCGUAAGGAUUGACACGUAUUGGGGAUAAUCACUGGCCGGCCACGGAAAUAUGGAGCGUUAGUGAGGAUCGGCCAUCACUGCGUUCAAUAUCGGAACUACGGAAAAGUGAAGGUAAAUUCAUGGUCAAUUUAAUAAAAAACUAAGGACAGCGUAACAAAUAUUACAAGUGUACGCGAAAACAAUUACUUUCAAUCCCACCUGGUGACACCCUGUGUGACAUGAUAACGCAACGCAAAUAGCGUGACAUGAGCGCAUAUGUCUGUGUAUUUGGACUGCAUUUCUCAAGCGAAACCCUCUGUUUUUCUCUAUUGUCGGCAGGAAAAAUGAAAACAGAGCUUUAAAACGUGAACUGGUAUCUGACUCUCAAAGAAAACGACAGCUCAAACUGAGGAAAACACUGCUUCCUUCGUGAUACAACGGUUAACCACGUUUCGGCAAACGGAAAGUAACAUUAGUCUGUUAUGACCUCUUAAUGCCGAUAUGUUUUCUCGUGGUUAACCGUUAAAACUCCUUAUUUGCACCACAUCGCUGCAAUGUUGCUCGCCAAGAAUAAGUAUUGCAAAGCACUUUCUACAUAGCGAGAUCUUCUUUUGCCUUUUGUGAGGAAUUAGGGGCAUGAAAACGGAAAAUUUUCCAGCUCACGGCCGUCAUCGAUCACGUGCCAAUCCCGCUCUCCUUGUCAUCAAGUGAACUUCUGGGCCACAGUAAUUGUUUUUUGGUGAGAUACAGACUGGUCUGUCUAUCUUGAAAACAAUUUCUUUAGCAUUAUGUGAUUUAGGAGCUGGGAAAUGAACUAGAAUAAAUGAAUAACUGGCAGGCGGUCAUCUAAAAUCAUUACAAAAGUACAUUCCUAACCUGUUCUACGCCUACCUACGCUAAAGGUUUGGAUCUGUUAGGUUUGAAAAGGUCUCAAAAAAAAAAAAAAAAACACUUAUAGGGCAUAGCAGAAACGGCUGGCCCAUCAUUUAUGAGGUUCAUAUCCUGUAUAUUGCUCACGUCCUUUCACCAAUGGCACAAGUCAGUGUCGAAAAUAAUGCAUGUCCGCUCCGUUUAAUACUCUGCAGUAUUUCAUUAUCUUAAGUUGACUAUUCAUGCACACAAGAACAAUUUUCAUUGUACCUUGGUGUUUCCAUCAUUUUCCACUAGUGUUAAUACUUGUGAAAACAUUACAUCCGCAGCAACGGCAGUGAUCACAACACAAAUGAUUUCCUCUCCACCCGACAGGGUAUCAGGAACGCGCGCGGAGUACAAGAUUAAGUAAUGACAUACGCGUAGUACAUUUUACUGUACGUGUACUACAAAUCACGACGAAAAUUUACAAAUGGUUGUUUGUACACAAACAAUUUGGCCCAUAGAGUAACGUCAUGGCACAACAAUUCAGCAGCGUCAAAAAUCUAGCCGGAAAACAUAGAUACAUAUUUCAGACAUGUCUGAAUGCAAAAUUGUACUACUGCACACAAGUUGAGCUCUGUAUGACAAUGAUUUUAACUGAAAUUAAAGCAAUCAAUGACAUAAUUAUGUUAUUGGUGGUGGGGUUGACAUUGACUUCUUCACGACCGAAAUAUAGGGCCAAUUCGAAUUACGUGAUGACGUAAUAAAAGGGCUGCGGUAUCCAGAAUUAACGGCAAUAUAGUUUACAAGCUAAAAACUGAGGCUAAAACUCGCGCACAUGUACAACUUUUGGUGAAUUUCAAGAGUAUGCGUACUGAAAAUAUUUUUAAUAAAGUGAAUAUUCCUCUUUCUUUACUUUAUCCGAUUGAUAAGACGCAAACAAUCAGGGGCAGCGUAAGGAUUGACACGUAUUGGGGAUAAUCACUGGCCGGCCACGGAAAUAUGGAGCGUUAGUGAGGAUCGGCCAUCACUGCGUUCAAUAUCGGAACUACGGAAAAGUGAAGGUAAAUUCAUGGUCAAUUUAAUAAAAAACUAAGGACAGCGUAACAAAUAUUACAAGUGUACGCGAAAACAAUUACUUUCAAUCCCACCUGGUGACACCCUGUGUGACAUGAUAACGCAACGCAAAUAGCGUGACAUGAGCGCAUAUGUCUGUGUAUUUGGACUGCAUUUCUCAAGCGAAACCCUCUGUUUUUCUCUAUUGUCGGCAGGAAAAAUGAAAACAGAGCUUUAAAACGUGAACUGGUAUCUGACUCUCAAAGAAAACGACAGCUCAAACUGAGGAAAACACUGCUUCCUUCGUGAUACAACGGUUAACCACGUUUCGGCAAACGGAAAGUAACAUUAGUCUGUUAUGACCUCUUAAUGCCGAUAUGUUUUCUCGUGGUUAACCGUUAAAACUCCUUAUUUGCACCACAUCGCUGCAAUGUUGCUCGCCAAGAAUAAGUAUUGCAAAGCACUUUCUACAUAGCGAGAUCUUCUUUUGCCUUUUUGUGAGGAAUUAGGGGCAUGAAAACGGAAAAUUUUCCAGCUCACGGCCGUCAUCGAUCACGUGCCAAUCCCGCUCUCCUUGUCAUCAAGUGAACUUCUGGGCCACAGUAAUUGUUUUUUUGUGAGAUACAGACUGGUCUGUCUAUCUUGAAAACAAUUUCUUUAGCAUUAUGUGAUUUAGGAGCUGGGAAAUGAACUAGAAUAAAUGAAUAACUGGCAGGCGGUCAUCUAAAAUCAUUACAAAAGUACAUUCCUAACCUGUUCUACGCCUACCUACGCUAAAGGUUUGGAUCUGUUAGGUUUGAAAAGGUCUCAAAAAAAAGAAAAACACUUAUAGGGCAUAGCAGAAACGGCUGGCCCAUCAUUUAUGAGGUUCAUAUCCUGUAUAUUGCUCACGUCCUUUCACCAAUGGCACAAGUCAGUGUCGAAAAUAAUGCAUGUCCGCUCCGUUUAAUACUCUGCAGUAUUUCAUUAUCUUAAGUUGACUAUUCAUGCACACAAGAACAAUUUUCAUUGUACCUUGGUGUUUCCAUCAUUUUUCCACUAGUGUUAAUACUUGUGAAAACAUUACAUCCGCAGCAACGGCAGUGAUCACAACACAAAUGAUUUCCUCUCCACCCGACAGGGUAUCAGGAACGCGCGCGGGAGUACAAGAUUAAGUAAUGACAUACGCGUAGUACAUUUUACUGUACGUGUACUACAAAUCACGACGAAAAUUUACAAAUGGUUGUUUGUACACAAACAAUUUGGCCCAUAGAGUAACGUCAUGGCACAACAAUUCAGCAGCGUCAAAAAUCUAGCCGGAAAACAUAGAUACAUAUUUCAGACAUGUCUGAAUGCAAAAUUGUACUACUGCACACAAGUUGAGCUCUGUAUGACAAUGAUUUUAACUGAAAUUAAAGCAAUCAAUGACAUAAUUAUGUUAUUGGUGGUGGGGUUGACAUUGACUUCUUCACGACCGAAAUAUAGGGCCAAUUCGAAUUACGUGAUGACGUAAUAAAAGGGCUGCGGUAUCCAGAAUUAACGGCAAUAUAGUUUACAAGCUAAAAACUGAGGCUAAAACUCGCGCACAUGUACAACUUUUGGUGAAUUUCAAGAGUAUGCGUACUGAAAAUAUUUUUAAUAAAGUGAAUAUUCCUCUUUCUUUACUUUAUCCGAUUGAUAAGACGCAAACAAUCAGGGGCAGCGUAAGGAUUGACACGUAUUGGGGAUAAUCACUGGCCGGCCACGGAAAUAUGGAGCGUUAGUGAGGAUCGGCCAUCACUGCGUUCAAUAUCGGAACUACGGAAAAGUGAAGGUAAAUUCAUGGUCAAUUUAAUAAAAAACUAAGGACAGCGUAACAAAUAUUACAAGUGUACGCGAAAACAAUUACUUUCAAUCCCACCUGGUGACACCCUGUGUGACAUGAUAACGCAACGCAAAUAGCGUGACAUGAGCGCAUAUGUCUGUGUAUUUGGACUGCAUUUCUCAAGCGAAACCCUCUGUUUUUCUCUAUUGUCGGCAGGAAAAAUGAAAACAGAGCUUUAAAACGUGAACUGGUAUCUGACUCUCAAAGAAAACGACAGCUCAAACUGAGGAAAACACUGCUUCCUUCGUGAUACAACGGUUAACCACGUUUCGGCAAACGGAAAGUAACAUUAGUCUGUUAUGACCUCUUAAUGCCGAUAUGUUUUCUCGUGGUUAACCGUUAAAACUCCUUAUUUGCACCACAUCGCUGCAAUGUUGCUCGCCAAGAAUAAGUAUUGCAAAGCACUUUCUACAUAGCGAGAUCUUCUUUUGCCUUUUGUGAGGAAUUAGGGCAUGAAAACGGAAAAUUUUCCAGCUCACGGCCGUCAUCGAUCACGUGCCAAUCCCGCUCUCCUUGUCAUCAAGUGAACUUCUGGGCCACAGUAAUUGUUUUUUUGGUGAGAUACAGACUGGUCUGUCUAUCUUGAAAACAAUUUCUUUAGCAUUAUGUGAUUUAGGAGCUGGGAAAUGAACUAGAAUAAAUGAAUAACUGGCAGGCGGUCAUCUAAAAUCAUUACAAAAGUACAUUCCUAACCUGUUCUACGCCUACCUACGCUAAAGGUUUGGAUCUGUUAGGUUUGAAAAGGUCUCAAAAAAAAGAAAAACACUUAUAGGGCAUAGCAGAAACGGCUGGCCCAUCAUUUAUGAGGUUCAUAUCCUGUAUAUUGCUCACGUCCUUUCACCAAUGGCACAAGUCAGUGUCGAAAAUAAUGCAUGUCCGCUCCGUUUAAUACUCUGCAGUAUUUCAUUAUCUUAAGUUGACUAUUCAUGCACACAAGAACAAUUUUCAUUGUACCUUGGUGUUUCCAUCAUUUUUCCACUAGUGUUAAUACUUGUGAAAACAUUACAUCCGCAGCAACGGCAGUGAUCACAACACAAAUGAUUUCCUCUCCACCCGACAGGGUAUCAGGAACGCGCGCGGGAGUACAAGAUUAAGUAAUGACAUACGCGUAGUACAUUUUACUGUACGUGUACUACAAAUCACGACGAAAAUUUACAAAUGGUUGUUUGUACACAAACAAUUUGGCCCAUAGAGUAACGUCAUGGCACAACAAUUCAGCAGCGUCAAAAAUCUAGCCGGAAAACAUAGAUACAUAUUUCAGACAUGUCUGAAUGCAAAAUUGUACUACUGCACACAAGUUGAGCUCUGUAUGACAAUGAUUUUAACUGAAAUUAAAGCAAUCAAUGACAUAAUUAUGUUAUUGGUGGUGGGGUUGACAUUGACUUCUUCACGACCGAAAUAUAGGGCCAAUUCGAAUUACGUGAUGACGUAAUAAAAGGGCUGCGGUAUCCAGAAUUAACGGCAAUAUAGUUUACAAGCUAAAAACUGAGGCUAAAACUCGCGCACAUGUACAACUUUUGGUGAAUUUCAAGAGUAUGCGUACUGAAAAUAUUUUUUAAUAAAGUGAAUAUUCCUCUUUCUUUACUUUAUCCGAUUGAUAAGACGCAAACAAUCAGGGGCAGCGUAAGGAUUGACACGUAUUGGGGAUAAUCACUGGCCGGCCACGGAAAUAUGGAGCGUUAGUGAGGAUCGGCCAUCACUGCGUUCAAUAUCGGAACUACGGAAAAGUGAAGGUAAAUUCAUGGUCAAUUUAAUAAAAAACUAAGGACAGCGUAACAAAUAUUACAAGUGUACGCGAAAACAAUUACUUUCAAUCCCACCUGGUGACACCCUGUGUGACAUGAUAACGCAACGCAAAUAGCGUGACAUGAGCGCAUAUGUCUGUGUAUUUGGACUGCAUUUCUCAAGCGAAACCCUCUGUUUUUCUCUAUUGUCGGCAGGAAAAAUGAAAACAGAGCUUUAAAACGUGAACUGGUAUCUGACUCUCAAAGAAAACGACAGCUCAAACUGAGGAAAACACUGCUUCCUUCGUGAUACAACGGUUAACCACGUUUCGGCAAACGGAAAGUAACAUUAGUCUGUUAUGACCUCUUAAUGCCGAUAUGUUUUCUCGUGGUUAACCGUUAAAACUCCUUAUUUGCACCACAUCGCUGCAAUGUUGCUCGCCAAGAAUAAGUAUUGCAAAGCACUUUCUACAUAGCGAGAUCUUCUUUUGCCUUUUGUGAGGAAUUAGGGGCAUGAAAACGGAAAAUUUUCCAGCUCACGGCCGUCAUCGAUCACGUGCCAAUCCCGCUCUCCUUGUCAUCAAGUGAACUUCUGGGCCACAGUAAUUGUUUUUUUGGUGAGAUACAGACUGGUCUGUCUAUCUUGAAAACAAUUUCUUUAGCAUUAUGUGAUUUAGGAGCUGGGAAAUGAACUAGAAUAAAUGAAUAACUGGCAGGCGGUCAUCUAAAAUCAUUACAAAAAGUACAUUCCUAACCUGUUCUACGCCUACCUACGCUAAAGGUUUGGAUCUGUUAGGUUUGAAAAGGUCUCAAAAAAAAAAAAACACUUAUAGGGCAUAGCAGAAACGGCUGGCCCAUCAUUUAUGAGGUUCAUAUCCUGUAUAUUGCUCACGUCCUUUCACCAAUGGCACAAGUCAGUGUCGAAAAUAAUGCAUGUCCGCUCCGUUUAAUACUCUGCAGUAUUUCAUUAUCUUAAGUUGACUAUUCAUGCACACAAGAACAAUUUUCAUUGUACCUUGGUGUUUCCAUCAUUUUUCCACUAGUGUUAAUACUUGUGAAAACAUUACAUCCGCAGCAACGGCAGUGAUCACAACACAAAUGAUUUCCUCUCCACCCGACAGGGUAUCAGGAACGCGCGCGGAGUACAAGAUUAAGUAAUGACAUACGCGUAGUACAUUUUACUGUACGUGUACUACAAAUCACGACGAAAAUUUACAAAUGGUUGUUUGUACACAAACAAUUUGGCCCAUAGAGUAACGUCAUGGCACAACAAUUCAGCAGCGUCAAAAAUCUAGCCGGAAAACAUAGAUACAUAUUUCAGACUGUCUGAAUGCAAAAUUGUACUACUGCACACAAGUUGAGCUCUGUAUGACAAUGAUUUUAACUGAAAUUAAAGCAAUCAAUGACAUAAUUAUUUAUUGGUGGUGGGGGGUUGACAUUGACUUCUUCACGACCGAAAUAUAGGGCCAAUUCGAAUUACGUGAUGACGUAAUAAAAGGGCUGCGGUAUCCAGAAUUAACGGCAAUAUAGUUUACAAGCUAAAAACUGAGGCUAAAACUCGCGCACAUGUACAACUUUUGGUGAAUUUCAAGAGUAUGCGUACUGAAAAUAUUUUUAAUAAAGUGAAUAUUCCUCUUUCUUUACUUUAUCCGAUUGAUAAGACGCAAACAAUCAGGGGCAGCGUAAGGAUUGACACGUAUUGGGGAUAAUCACUGGCCGGCCACGGAAAUAUGGAGCGUUAGUGAGGAUCGGCCAUCACUGCGUUCAAUAUCGGAACUACGGAAAAGUGAAGGUAAAUUCAUGGUCAAUUUAAUAAAAAACUAAGGACAGCGUAACAAAUAUUACAAGUGUACGCGAAAACAAUUACUUUCAAUCCCACCUGGUGACACCCUGUGUGACAUGAUAACGCAACGCAAAUAGCGUGACAUGAGCGCAUAUGUCUGUGUAUUUGGACUGCAUUUCUCAAGCGAAACCCUCUGUUUUUCUCUAUUGUCGGCAGGAAAAAUGAAAACAGAGCUUUAAAACGUGAACUGGUAUCUGACUCUCAAAGAAAACGACAGCUCAAACUGAGGAAAACACUGCUUCCUUCGUGAUACAACGGUUAACCACGUUUCGGCAAACGGAAAGUAACAUUAGUCUGUUAUGACCUCUUAAUGCCGAUAUGUUUUCUCGUGGUUAACCGUUAAAACUCCUUAUUUGCACCACAUCGCUGCAAUGUUGCUCGCCAAGAAUAAGUAUUGCAAAGCACUUUCUACAUAGCGAGAUCUUCUUUUGCCUUUUGUGAGGAAUUAGGGGCAUGAAAACGGAAAAUUUUCCAGCUCACGGCCGUCAUCGAUCACGUGCCAAUCCCGCUCUCCUUGUCAUCAAGUGAACUUCUGGGCCACAGUAAUUGUUUUUUUGGUGAGAUACAGACUGGUCUGUCUAUCUUGAAAACAAUUUCUUUAGCAUUAUGUGAUUUAGGAGCUGGGAAAUGAACUAGAAUAAAUGAAUAACUGGCAGGCGGUCAUCUAAAAUCAUUACAAAAGUACAUUCCUAACCUGUUCUACGCCUACCUACGCUAAAGGUUUGGAUCUGUUAGGUUUGAAAAGGUCUCAAAAAAAAGAAAAACACUUAUAGGGCAUAGCAGAAACGGCUGGCCCAUCAUUUAUGAGGUUCAUAUCCUGUAUAUUGCUCACGUCCUUUCACCAAUGGCACAAGUCAGUGUCGAAAAUAAUGCAUGUCCGCUCCGUUUAAUACUCUGCAGUAUUUCAUUAUCUUAAGUUGACUAUUCAUGCACACAAGAACAAUUUUCAUUGUACCUUGGUGUUUCCAUCAUUUUUCCACUAGUGUUAAUACUUGUGAAAACAUUACAUCCGCAGCAACGGCAGUGAUCACAACACAAAUGAUUUCCUCUCCACCCGACAGGGUAUCAGGAACGCGCGCGGGAGUACAAGAUUAAGUAAUGACAUACGCGUAGUACAUUUUACUGUACGUGUACUACAAAUCACGACGAAAAUUUACAAAUGGUUGUUUGUACACAAACAAUUUGGCCCAUAGAGUAACGUCAUGGCACAACAAUUCAGCAGCGUCAAAAAUCUAGCCGGAAAACAUAGAUACAUAUUUCAGACAAUCAGGGACAAAAGUAGUUGACACACUUGUUUAGAACGGGUGCUUUUAUCAAACAUUUACUUCAUUUAUUAUUUCAUUCCUUUUAAACGCCAUAAAUCCCCUCACCCCCUGAAUCAAUGUUGUCUGAAGUAAAAGAAAGAGUUGAGGGUCCAAAAUACAACAUUGAUUUUGGGGGCGAGGGGUGGAGGUAGACAGGGAAGGGGAUAGGUAAGUCCAGUAUUCAAAAAGGGGCCAUUUUUACGAAAGUGUCUCAACACUUUUGUCCCUCAUUGUCUGAAUGCAAAAUGUACUACUGCACACAAGUUGAGCUCUGUAUGACAAUGAUUUUAACUGAAAUUAAAGCAAUCAAUGACAUAAUUAUGUUAUUGGUGGUGGGGUUGACAUUGACUUCUUCACGACCGAAAUAUAGGGCCAAUUCGAAUUACGUGAUGACGUAAUAAAAGGGCUGCGGUAUCCAGAAUUAACGGCAAUAUAGUUUACAAGCUAAAAACUGAGGCUAAAACUCGCGCACAUGUACAACUUUUGGUGAAUUUCAAGAGUAUGCGUACUGAAAAUAUUUUUAAUAAAGUGAAUAUUCCUCUUUCUUUACUUUAUCCGAUUGAUAAGACGCAAACAAUCAGGGGCAGCGUAAGGAUUGACACGUAUUGGGGAUAAUCACUGGCCGGCCACGGAAAUAUGGAGCGUUAGUGAGGAUCGGCCAUCACUGCGUUCAAUAUCGGAACUACGGAAAAGUGAAGGUAAAUUCAUGGUCAAUUUAAUAAAAAACUAAGGACAGCGUAACAAAUAUUACAAGUGUACGCGAAAACAAUUACUUUCAAUCCCACCUGGUGACACCCUGUGUGACAUGAUAACGCAACGCAAAUAGCGUGACAUGAGCGCAUAUGUCUGUGUAUUUGGACUGCAUUUCUCAAGCGAAACCCUCUGUUUUUCUCUAUUGUCGGCAGGAAAAAUGAAAACAGAGCUUUAAAACGUGAACUGGUAUCUGACUCUCAAAGAAAACGACAGCUCAAACUGAGGAAAACACUGCUUCCUUCGUGAUACAACGGUUAACCACGUUUCGGCAAACGGAAAGUAACAUUAGUCUGUUAUGACCUCUUAAUGCCGAUAUGUUUUCUCGUGGUUAACCGUUAAAACUCCUUAUUUGCACCACAUCGCUGCAAUGUUGCUCGCCAAGAAUAAGUAUUGCAAAGCACUUUCUACAUAGCGAGAUCUUCUUUUGCCUUUUGUGAGGAAUUAGGGGCAUGAAAACGGAAAAUUUUCCAGCUCACGGCCGUCAUCGAUCACGUGCCAAUCCCGCUCUCCUUGUCAUCAAGUGAACUUCUGGGCCACAGUAAUUGUUUUUUUUGGUGAGAUACAGACUGGUCUGUCUAUCUUGAAAACAAUUUCUUUAGCAUUAUGUGAUUUAGGAGCUGGGAAAUGAACUAGAAUAAAUGAAUAACUGGCAGGCGGUCAUCUAAAAUCAUUACAAAAGUACAUUCCUAACCUGUUCUACGCCUACCUACGCUAAAGGUUUGGAUCUGUUAGGUUUGAAAAGGUCUCAAAAAAAAGAAAAACACUUAUAGGGCAUAGCAGAAACGGCUGGCCCAUCAUUUAUGAGGUUCAUAUCCUGUAUAUUGCUCACGUCCUUUCACCAAUGGCACAAGUCAGUGUCGAAAAUAAUGCAUGUCCGCUCCGUUUAAUACUCUGCAGUAUUUCAUUAUCUUAAGUUGACUAUUCAUGCACACAAGAACAAUUUUCAUUGUACCUUGGUGUUUCCAUCAUUUUUCCACUAGUGUUAAUACUUGUGAAAACAUUACAUCCGCAGCAACGGCAGUGAUCACAACACAAAUGAUUUCCUCUCCACCCGACAGGGUAUCAGGAACGCGCGGGGAGUACAAGAUUAAGUAAUGACAUACGCGUAGUACAUUUUACUGUACGUGUACUACAAAUCACGACGAAAAUUUACAAAUGGUUGUUUGUACACAAACAAUUUGGCCCAUAGAGUAACGUCAUGGCACAACAAUUCAGCAGCGUCAAAAAUCUAGCCGGAAAACAUAGAUACAUAUUUCAGACAAUCAGGGACAAAAGUAGUUGACACACUUGUUUAGAACGGGUGCUUUUAUCAAACAUUUACUUCAUUUAUUAUUUCAUUCCUUUUAAACGCCAUAAAUCCCCUCACCCCUGAAUCAAUGUUGUCUGAAGUAAAAGAAAGAGUUGAGGGUCCAAAAUACAACAUUGAUUUUGGGGGCGAGGGGUGGAGGUAGACAGGGGAAGGGGAUAGGUAAGUCCAGUAUUCAAAAAGGGGCCAUUUUACGAAAGUGUCUCAACACUUUUGUCCCUCAUUGUCUGAAUGCAAAAUUGUACUACUGCACACAAGUUGAGCUCUGUAUGACAAUGAUUUUAACUGAAAUUAAAGCAAUCAAUGACAUAAUUAUGUUAUUGGUGGUGGGGGGUUGACAUUGACUUCUUCACGACCGAAAUAUAGGGCCAAUUCGAAUUACGUGAUGACGUAAUAAAAGGGCUGCGGUAUCCAGAAUUAACGGCAAUAUAGUUUACAAGCUAAAAACUGAGGCUAAAACUCGCGCACAUGUACAACUUUUGGUGAAUUUCAAGAGUAUGCGUACUGAAAAUAUUUUUAAUAAAGUGAAUAUUCCUCUUUCUUUACUUUAUCCGAUUGAUAAGACGCAAACAAUCAGGGGCAGCGUAAGGAUUGACACGUAUUGGGGAUAAUCACUGGCCGGCCACGGAAAUAUGGAGCGUUAGUGAGGAUCGGCCAUCACUGCGUUCAAUAUCGGAACUACGGAAAAGUGAAGGUAAAUUCAUGGUCAAUUUAAUAAAAACUAAGGACAGCGUAACAAAUAUUACAAGUGUACGCGAAAACAAUUACUUUCAAUCCCACCUGGUGACACCCUGUGUGACAUGAUAACGCAACGCAAAUAGCGUGACAUGAGCGCAUAUGUCUGUGUAUUUGGACUGCAUUUCUCAAGCGAAACCCUCUGUUUUUCUCUAUUGUCGGCAGGAAAAAUGAAAACAGAGCUUUAAAACGUGAACUGGUAUCUGACUCUCAAAGAAAACGACAGCUCAAACUGAGGAAAACACUGCUUCCUUCGUGAUACAACGGUUAACCACGUUUCGGCAAACGGAAAGUAACAUUAGUCUGUUAUGACCUCUUAAUGCCGAUAUGUUUUCUCGUGGUUAACCGUUAAAACUCCUUAUUUGCACCACAUCGCUGCAAUGUUGCUCGCCAAGAAUAAGUAUUGCAAAGCACUUUCUACAUAGCGAGAUCUUCUUUUGCCUUUUGUGAGGAAUUAGGGGCAUGAAAACGGAAAAUUUUCCAGCUCACGGCCGUCAUCGAUCACGUGCCAAUCCCGCUCUCCUUGUCAUCAAGUGAACUUCUGGGCCACAGUAAUUGUUUUUUUGGUGAGAUACAGACUGGUCUGUCUAUCUUGAAAACAAUUUCUUUAGCAUUAUGUGAUUUAGGAGCUGGGAAAUGAACUAGAAUAAAUGAAUAACUGGCAGGCGGUCAUCUAAAAUCAUUACAAAAGUACAUUCCUAACCUGUUCUACGCCUACCUACGCUAAAGGUUUGGAUCUGUUAGGUUUGAAAAGGUCUCAAAAAAAAGAAAAACACUUAUAGGGCAUAGCAGAAACGGCUGGCCCAUCAUUUAUGAGGUUCAUAUCCUGUAUAUUGCUCACGUCCUUUCACCAAUGGCACAAGUCAGUGUCGAAAAUAAUGCAUGUCCGCUCCGUUUAAUACUCUGCAGUAUUUCAUUAUCUUAAGUUGACUAUUCAUGCACACAAGAACAAUUUUCAUUGUACCUUGGUGUUUCCAUCAUUUUUCCACUAGUGUUAAUACUUGUGAAAACAUUACAUCCGCAGCAACGGCAGUGAUCACAACACAAAUGAUUUCCUCUCCACCCGACAGGGUAUCAGGAACGCGCGCGGGAGUACAAGAUUAAGUAAUGACAUACGCGUAGUACAUUUUACUGUACGUGUACUACAAAUCACGACGAAAAUUUACAAAUGGUUGUUUGUACACAAACAAUUUGGCCCAUAGAGUAACGUCAUGGCACAACAAUUCAGCAGCGUCAAAAAUCUAGCCGGAAAACAUAGAUACAUAUUUCAGACAAUCAACAAAAGUAGUUGACACACUUGUUUAGAACGGGUGCUUUUAUCAAACAUUUACUUCAUUUAUUAUUUCAUUCCUUUUAAACGCCAUAAAUCCCCUCACCCCUGAAUCAAUGUUGUCUGAAAAAAGAAAGAGUUGAGGGUCCAAAAUACAACAUUGAUUUUGGGGGCGAGGGGUGGAGGUAGACAGGGAAGGGGAUAGUCCAGUAUUCAAAAAGGGGCCAUUUUACGAAAGUGUCUCAAACUUUUGUCCCUCAUUGUCUGAAUGCAAAAUUGUACUACUGCACACAAGUUGAGCUCUGUAUGACAAUGAUUUUAACUGAAAUUAAAGCAAUCAAUGACAUAAUUAUGUUAUUGGUGGUGGGGUUGACAUUGACUUCUUCACGACCGAAAUAUAGGGCCAAUUCGAAUUACGUGAUGACGUAAUAAAAGGGCUGCGGUAUCCAGAAUUAACGGCAAUAUAGUUUACAAGCUAAAAACUGAGGCUAAAACUCGCGCACAUGUACAACUUUUGGUGAAUUUCAAGAGUAUGCGUACUGAAAAUAUUUUUAAUAAAGUGAAUAUUCCUCUUUUUUUUACUUUAUCCGAUUGAUAAGACGCAAACAAUCAGGGGCAGCGUAAGGAUUGACACGUAUUGGGGAUAAUCACUGGCCGGCCACGGAAAUAUGGAGCGUUAGUGAGGAUCGGCCAUCACUGCGUUCAAUAUCGGAACUACGGAAAAGUGAAGGUAAAUUCAUGGUCAAUUUAAUAAAAAACUAAGGACAGCGUAACAAAUAUUACAAGUGUACGCGAAAAAACAAUUACUUUCAAUCCCACCUGGUGACACCCUGUGUGACAUGAUAACGCAACGCAAAUAGCGUGACAUGAGCGCAUAUGUCUGUGUAUUUGGACUGCAUUUCUCAAGCGAAACCCUCUGUUUUUCUAUUGUCGGCAGGAAAAAUGAAAACAGAGCUUUAAAACGUGAACUGGUAUCUGACUCUCAAAGAAAACGACAGCUCAAACUGAGGAAAACACUGCUUCCUUCGUGAUACAACGGUUAACCACGUUUCGGCAAACGGAAAGUAACAUUAGUCUGUUAUGACCUCUUAAUGCCGAUAUGUUUUCUCGUGGUUAACCGUUAAAACUCCUUAUUUGCACCACAUCGCUGCAAUGUUGCUCGCCAAGAAUAAGUAUUGCAAAGCACUUUCUACAUAGCGAGAUCUUCUUUUGCCUUUUGUGAGGAAUUAGGGGCAUGAAAACGGAAAAUUUUCCAGCUCACGGCCGUCAUCGAUCACGUGCCAAUCCCGCUCUCCUUGUCAUCAAGUGAACUUCUGGGCCACAGUAAUUGUUUUUUUGGUGAGAUACAGACUGGUCUGUCUAUCUUGAAAACAAUUUCUUUAGCAUUAUGUGAUUUAGGAGCUGGGAAAUGAACUAGAAUAAAUGAAUAACUGGCAGGCGGUCAUCUAAAAUCAUUACAAAAGUACAUUCCUAACCUGUUCUACGCCUACCUACGCUAAAGGUUUGGAUCUGUUAGGUUUGAAAAGGUCUCAAAAAAAAAAAACACUUAUAGGGCAUAGCAGAAACGGCUGGCCCAUCAUUUAUGAGGUUCAUAUCCUGUAUAUUGCUCACGUCCUUUCACCAAUGGCACAAGUCAGUGUCGAAAAUAAUGCAUGUCCGCUCCGUUUAAUACUCUGCAGUAUUUCAUUAUCUUAAGUUGACUAUUCAUGCACACAAGAACAAUUUUCAUUGUACCUUGGUGUUUCCAUCAUUUUUCCACUAGUGUUAAUACUUGUGAAAACAUUACAUCCGCAGCAACGGCAGUGAUCACAACACAAAUGAUUUCCUCUCCACCCGACAGGGUAUCAGGAACGCGCGCGGGAGUACAAGAUUAAGUAAUGACAUACGCGUAGUACAUUUUACUGUACGUGUACUACAAAUCACGACGAAAAUUUACAAAUGGUUGUUUGUACACAAACAAUUUGGCCCAUAGAGUAACGUCAUGGCACAACAAUUCAGCAGCGUCAAAAAUCUAGCCGGAAAACAUAGAUACAUAUUUCAGACAAUCAGGGACAAAAGUAGUUGACACACUUGUUUAGAACGGGUGCUUUUAUCAAACAUUUACUUCAUUUAUUAUUUCAUUCCUUUUAAACGCCAUAAAUCCCCUCACCCCCUGAAUCAAUGUUGUCUGAAGUAAAAGAAAGAGUUGAGGGUCCAAAAUACAACAUUGAUUUUGGGGGCGAGGGGUGGAGGUAGACAGGGGAAGGGGAUAGGUAAGUCCAGUAUUCAAAAGGGGCCAUUUUACGAAAGUGUCUCAACACUUUUGUCCCUCAUUGUCUGAAUGCAAAAUUGUACUACUGCACACAAGUUGAGCUCUGUAUGACAAUGAUUUUAACUGAAAUUAAAGCAAUCAAUGACAUAAUUAUGUUAUUGGUGGUGGGGUUGACAUUGACUUCUUCACGACCGAAAUAUAGGGCCAAUUCGAAUUACGUGAUGACGUAAUAAAAGGGCUGCGGUAUCCAGAAUUAACGGCAAUAUAGUUUACAAGCUAAAAACUGAGGCUAAAACUCGCGCACAUGUACAACUUUUGGUGAAUUUCAAGAGUAUGCGUACUGAAAAUAUUUUUAAUAAAGUGAAUAUUCCUCUUUCUUUACUUUAUCCGAUUGAUAAGACGCAAACAAUCAGGGGCAGCGUAAGGAUUGACACGUAUUGGGGAUAAUCACUGGCCGGCCACGGAAAUAUGGAGCGUUAGUGAGGAUCGGCCAUCACUGCGUUCAAUAUCGGAACUACGGAAAAGUGAAGGUAAAUUCAUGGUCAAUUUAAUAAAAACUAAGGACAGCGUAACAAAUAUUACAAGUGUACGCGAAAACAAUUACUUUCAAUCCCACCUGGUGACACCCUGUGUGACAUGAUAACGCAACGCAAAUAGCGUGACAUGAGCGCAUAUGUCUGUGUAUUUGGACUGCAUUUCUCAAGCGAAACCCUCUGUUUUUCUCUAUUGUCGGCAGGAAAAAUGAAAACAGAGCUUUAAAACGUGAACUGGUAUCUGACUCUCAAAGAAAACGACAGCUCAAACUGAGGAAAACACUGCUUCCUUCGUGAUACAACGGUUAACCACGUUUCGGCAAACGGAAAGUAACAUUAGUCUGUUAUGACCUCUUAAUGCCGAUAUGUUUUCUCGUGGUUAACCGUUAAAACUCCUUAUUUGCACCACAUCGCUGCAAUGUUGCUCGCCAAGAAUAAGUAUUGCAAAGCACUUUCUACAUAGCGAGAUCUUCUUUUGCCUUUUGUGAGGAAUUAGGGGCAUGAAAACGGAAAAUUUUCCAGCUCACGGCCGUCAUCGAUCACGUGCCAAUCCCGCUCUCCUUGUCAUCAAGUGAACUUCUGGGCCACAGUAAUUGUUUUUUUGGUGAGAUACAGACUGGUCUGUCUAUCUUGAAAACAAUUUCUUUAGCAUUAUGUGAUUUAGGAGCUGGGAAAUGAACUAGAAUAAAUGAAUAACUGGCAGGCGGUCAUCUAAAAUCAUUACAAAAGUACAUUCCUAACCUGUUCUACGCCUACCUACGCUAAAGGUUUGGAUCUGUUAGGUUUGAAAAGGUCUCAAAAAAAAAGAAAAACACUUAUAGGGCAUAGCAGAAACGGCUGGCCCAUCAUUUAUGAGGUUCAUAUCCUGUAUAUUGCUCACGUCCUUUCACCAAUGGCACAAGUCAGUGUCGAAAAUAAUGCAUGUCCGCUCCGUUUAAUACUCUGCAGUAUUUCAUUAUCUUAAGUUGACUAUUCAUGCACACAAGAACAAUUUUCAUUGUACCUUGGUGUUUCCAUCAUUUUUCCACUAGUGUUAAUACUUGUGAAAACAUUACAUCCGCAGCAACGGCAGUGAUCACAACACAAAUGAUUUCCUCUCCACCCGACAGGGUAUCAGGAACGCGCGCGGGAGUACAAGAUUAAGUAAUGACAUACGCGUAGUACAUUUUACUGUACGUGUACUACAAAUCACGACGAAAAUUUACAAAUGGUUGUUUGUACACAAACAAUUUGGCCCAUAGAGUAACGUCAUGGCACAACAAUUCAGCAGCGUCAAAAAUCUAGCCGGAAAACAUAGAUACAUAUUUCAGACUGUCUGAAUGCAAAAUUGUACUACUGCACACAAGUUGAGCUCUGUAUGACAAUGAUUUUAACUGAAAUUAAAGCAAUCAAUGACAUAAUUAUGUUAUUGGUGGUGGGGUUGACAUUGACUUCUUCACGACCGAAAUAUAGGGCCAAUUCGAAUUACGUGAUGACGUAAUAAAAGGGCUGCGGUAUCCAGAAUUAACGGCAAUAUAGUUUACAAGCUAAAAACUGAGGCUAAAACUCGCGCACAUGUACAACUUUUGGUGAAUUUCAAGAGUAUGCGUACUGAAAAUAUUUUUAAUAAAGUGAAUAUUCCUCUUUCUUUACUUUAUCCGAUUGAUAAGACGCAAACAAUCAGGGGCAGCGUAAGGAUUGACACGUAUUGGGGAUAAUCACUGGCCGGCCACGGAAAUAUGGAGCGUUAGUGAGGAUCGGCCAUCACUGCGUUCAAUAUCGGAACUACGGAAAAGUGAAGGUAAAUUCAUGGUCAAUUUAAUAAAAACUAAGGACAGCGUAACAAAUAUUACAAGUGUACGCGAAAACAAUUACUUUCAAUCCCACCUGGUGACACCCUGUGUGACAUGAUAACGCAACGCAAAUAGCGUGACAUGAGCGCAUAUGUCUGUGUAUUUGGACUGCAUUUCUCAAGCGAAACCCUCUGUUUUUCUCUAUUGUCGGCAGGAAAAAUGAAAACAGAGCUUUAAAACGUGAACUGGUAUCUGACUCUCAAAGAAAACGACAGCUCAAACUGAGGAAAACACUGCUUCCUUCGUGAUACAACGGUUAACCACGUUUCGGCAAACGGAAAGUAACAUUAGUCUGUUAUGACCUCUUAAUGCCGAUAUGUUUUCUCGUGGUUAACCGUUAAAACUCCUUAUUUGCACCACAUCGCUGCAAUGUUGCUCGCCAAGAAUAAGUAUUGCAAAGCACUUUCUACAUAGCGAGAUCUUCUUUUGCCUUUUGUGAGGAAUUAGGGGCAUGAAAACGGAAAAUUUUCCAGCUCACGGCCGUCAUCGAUCACGUGCCAAUCCCGCUCUCCUUGUCAUCAAGUGAACUUCUGGGCCACAGUAAUUGUUUUUUUGGUGAGAUACAGACUGGUCUGUCUAUCUUGAAAACAAUUUCUUUAGCAUUAUGUGAUUUAGGAGCUGGGAAAUGAACUAGAAUAAAUGAAUAACUGGCAGGCGGUCAUCUAAAAUCAUUACAAAAGUACAUUCCUAACCUGUUCUACGCCUACCUACGCUAAAGGUUUGGAUCUGUUAGGUUUGAAAAGGUCUCAAAAAAAAGAAAAACACUUAUAGGGCAUAGCAGAAACGGCUGGCCCAUCAUUUAUGAGGUUCAUAUCCUGUAUAUUGCUCACGUCCUUUCACCAAUGGCACAAGUCAGUGUCGAAAAUAAUGCAUGUCCGCUCCGUUUAAUACUCUGCAGUAUUUCAUUAUCUUAAGUUGACUAUUCAUGCACACAAGAACAAUUUUCAUUGUACCUUGGUGUUUCCAUCAUUUUUCCACUAGUGUUAAUACUUGUGAAAACAUUACAUCCGCAGCAACGGCAGUGAUCACAACACAAAUGAUUUCCUCUCCACCCGACAGGGUAUCAGGAACGCGCGCGGGAGUACAAGAUUAAGUAAUGACAUACGCGUAGUACAUUUUACUGUACGUGUACUACAAAUCACGACGAAAAUUUACAAAUGGUUGUUUGUACACAAACAAUUUGGCCCAUAGAGUAACGUCAUGGCACAACAAUUCAGCAGCGUCAAAAAUCUAGCCGGAAAACAUAGAUACAUAUUUCAGACUGUCUGAAUGCAAAAUUGUACUACUGCACACAAGUUGAGCUCUGUAUGACAAUGAUUUUAACUGAAAUUAAAGCAAUCAAUGACAUAAUUAUGUUAUUGGUGGUGGGGUUGACAUUGACUUCUUCACGACCGAAAUAUAGGGCCAAUUCGAAUUACGUGAUGACGUAAUAAAAGGGCUGCGGUAUCCAGAAUUAACGGCAAUAUAGUUUACAAGCUAAAAACUGAGGCUAAAACUCGCGCACAUGUACAACUUUUGGUGAAUUUCAAGAGUAUGCGUACUGAAAAUAUUUUUAAUAAAGUGAAUAUUCCUCUUUCUUUACUUUAUCCGAUUGAUAAGACGCAAACAAUCAGGGGCAGCGUAAGGAUUGACACGUAUUGGGGAUAAUCACUGGCCGGCCACGGAAAUAUGGAGCGUUAGUGAGGAUCGGCCAUCACUGCGUUCAAUAUCGGAACUACGGAAAAGUGAAGGUAAAUUCAUGGUCAAUUUAAUAAAAACUAAGGACAGCGUAACAAAUAUUACAAGUGUACGCGAAAACAAUUACUUUCAAUCCCACCUGGUGACACCCUGUGUGACAUGAUAACGCAACGCAAAUAGCGUGACAUGAGCGCAUAUGUCUGUGUAUUUGACUGCAUUUCUCAAGCGAAACCCUCUGUUUUUCUCUAUUGUCGGCAGGAAAAAUGAAAACAGAGCUUUAAAACGUGAACUGGUAUCUGACUCUCAAAGAAAACGACAGCUCAAACUGAGGAAAACACUGCUUCCUUCGUGAUACAACGGUUAACCACGUUUCGGCAAACGGAAAGUAACAUUAGUCUGUUAUGACCUCUUAAUGCCGAUAUGUUUUCUCGUGGUUAACCGUUAAAACUCCUUAUUUGCACCACAUCGCUGCAAUGUUGCUCGCCAAGAAUAAGUAUUGCAAAGCACUUUCUACAUAGCGAGAUCUUCUUUUGCCUUUUGUGAGGAAUUAGGGGCAUGAAAACGGAAAAUUUUCCAGCUCACGGCCGUCAUCGAUCACGUGCCAAUCCCGCUCUCCUUGUCAUCAAGUGAACUUCUGGGCCACAGUAAUUGUUUUUUGGUGAGAUACAGACUGGUCUGUCUAUCUUGAAAACAAUUUCUUUAGCAUUAUGUGAUUUAGGAGCUGGGAAAUGAACUAGAAUAAAUGAAUAACUGGCAGGCGGUCAUCUAAAAUCAUUACAAAAGUACAUUCCUAACCUGUUCUACGCCUACCUACGCUAAAGGUUUGGAUCUGUUAGGUUUGAAAAGGUCUCAAAAAAAAGAAAAACACUUAUAGGGCAUAGCAGAAACGGCUGGCCCAUCAUUUAUGAGGUUCAUAUCCUGUAUAUUGCUCACGUCCUUUCACCAAUGGCACAAGUCAGUGUCGAAAAUAAUGCAUGUCCGCUCCGUUUAAUACUCUGCAGUAUUUCAUUAUCUUAAGUUGACUAUUCAUGCACACAAGAACAAUUUUCAUUGUACCUUGGUGUUUCCAUCAUUUUUCCACUAGUGUUAAUACUUGUGAAAACAUUACAUCCGCAGCAACGGCAGUGAUCACAACACAAAUGAUUUCCUCUCCACCCGACAGGGUAUCAGGAACGCGCGCGGGAGUACAAGAUUAAGUAAUGACAUACGCGUAGUACAUUUUACUGUACGUGUACUACAAAUCACGACGAAAAUUUACAAAUGGUUGUUUGUACACAAACAAUUUGGCCCAUAGAGUAACGUCAUGGCACAACAAUUCAGCAGCGUCAAAAAUCUAGCCGGAAAACAUAGAUACAUAUUUCAGACUGUCUGAAUGCAAAAUUGUACUACUGCACACAAGUUGAGCUCUGUAUGACAAUGAUUUUAACUGAAAUUAAAGCAAUCAAUGACAUAAUUAUGUUAUUGGUGGUGGGGUUGACAUUGACUUCUUCACGACCGAAAUAUAGGGCCAAUUCGAAUUACGUGAUGACGUAAUAAAAGGGCUGCGGUAUCCAGAAUUAACGGCAAUAUAGUUUACAAGCUAAAAACUGAGGCUAAAACUCGCGCACAUGUACAACUUUUGGUGAAUUUCAAGAGUAUGCGUACUGAAAAUAUUUUUAAUAAAGUGAAUAUUCCUCUUUCUUUACUUUAUCCGAUUGAUAAGACGCAAACAAUCAGGGGCAGCGUAAGGAUUGACACGUAUUGGGGAUAAUCACUGGCCGGCCACGGAAAUAUGGAGCGUUAGUGAGGAUCGGCCAUCACUGCGUUCAAUAUCGGAACUACGGAAAAGUGAAGGUAAAUUCAUGGUCAAUUUAAUAAAAACUAAGGACAGCGUAACAAAUAUUACAAGUGUACGCGAAAACAAUUACUUUCAAUCCCACCUGGUGACACCCUGUGUGACAUGAUAACGCAACGCAAAUAGCGUGACAUGAGCGCAUAUGUCUGUGUAUUUGGACUGCAUUUCUCAAGCGAAACCCUCUGUUUUUCUCUAUUGUCGGCAGGAAAAAUGAAAACAGAGCUUUAAAACGUGAACUGGUAUCUGACUCUCAAAGAAAACGACAGCUCAAACUGAGGAAAACACUGCUUCCUUCGUGAUACAACGGUUAACCACGUUUCGGCAAACGGAAAGUAACAUUAGUCUGUUAUGACCUCUUAAUGCCGAUAUGUUUUCUCGUGGUUAACCGUUAAAACUCCUUAUUUGCACCACAUCGCUGCAAUGUUGCUCGCCAAGAAUAAGUAUUGCAAAGCACUUUCUACAUAGCGAGAUCUUCUUUUGCCUUUUGUGAGGAAUUAGGGGCAUGAAAACGGAAAAUUUUCCAGCUCACGGCCGUCAUCGAUCACGUGCCAAUCCCGCUCUCCUUGUCAUCAAGUGAACUUCUGGGCCACAGUAAUUGUUUUUUUGGUGAGAUACAGACUGGUCUGUCUAUCUUGAAAACAAUUUCUUUAGCAUUAUGUGAUUUAGGAGCUGGGAAAUGAACUAGAAUAAAUGAAUAACUGGCAGGCGGUCAUCUAAAAUCAUUACAAAAGUACAUUCCUAACCUGUUCUACGCCUACCUACGCUAAAGGUUUGGAUCUGUUAGGUUUGAAAAGGUCUCAAAAAAAAAAAAAACUUAUAGGGCAUAGCAGAAACGGCUGGCCCAUCAUUUAUGAGGUUCAUAUCCUGUAUAUUGCUCACGUCCUUUCACCAAUGGCACAAGUCAGUGUCGAAAAUAAUGCAUGUCCGCUCCGUUUAAUACUCUGCAGUAUUUCAUUAUCUUAAGUUGACUAUUCAUGCACACAAGAACAAUUUUCAUUGUACCUUGGUGUUUCCAUCAUUUUUCCACUAGUGUUAAUACUUGUGAAAACAUUACAUCCGCAGCAACGGCAGUGAUCACAACACAAAUGAUUUCCUCUCCACCCGACAGGGUAUCAGGAACGCGCGCGGGAGUACAAGAUUAAGUAAUGACAUACGCGUAGUACAUUUUACUGUACGUGUACUACAAAUCACGACGAAAAUUUACAAAUGGUUGUUUGUACACAAACAAUUUGGCCCAUAGAGUAACGUCAUGGCACAACAAUUCAGCAGCGUCAAAAAUCUAGCCGGAAAACAUAGAUACAUAUUUCAGACUGUCUGAAUGCAAAAUUGUACUACUGCACACAAGUUGAGCUCUGUAUGACAAUGAUUUUAACUGAAAUUAAAGCAAUCAAUGACAUAAUUAUGUUAUUGGUGGUGGGGUUGAGAUUGACUUCUUCACGACCGAAAUAUAGGGCCAAUUCGAAUUACGUGAUGACGUAAUAAAAGGGCUGCGGUAUCCAGAAUUAACGGCAAUAUAGUUUACAAGCUAAAAACUGAGGCUAAAACUCGCGCACAUGUACAACUUUUGGUGAAUUUCAAGAGUAUGCGUACUGAAAAUAUUUUUAAUAAAGUGAAUAUUCCUCUUUCUUUACUUUAUCCGAUUGAUAAGACGCAAACAAUCAGGGGCAGCGUAAGGAUUGACACGUAUUGGGGAUAAUCACUGGCCGGCCACGGAAAUAUGGAGCGUUAGUGAGGAUCGGCCAUCACUGCGUUCAAUAUCGGAACUACGGAAAAGUGAAGGUAAAUUCAUGGUCAAUUUAAUAAAAACUAAGGACAGCGUAACAAAUAUUACAAGUGUACGCGAAAACAAUUACUUUCAAUCCCACCUGGUGACACCCUGUGUGACAUGAUAACGCAACGCAAAUAGCGUGACAUGAGCGCAUAUGUCUGUGUAUUUGGACUGCAUUUCUCAAGCGAAACCCUCUGUUUUUCUCUAUUGUCGGCAGGAAAAAUGAAAACAGAGCUUUAAAACGUGAACUGGUAUCUGACUCUCAAAGAAAACGACAGCUCAAACUGAGGAAAACACUGCUUCCUUCGUGAUACAACGGUUAACCACGUUUCGGCAAACGGAAAGUAACAUUAGUCUGUUAUGACCUCUUAAUGCCGAUAUGUUUUCUCGUGGUUAACCGUUAAAACUCCUUAUUUGCACCACAUCGCUGCAAUGUUGCUCGCCAAGAAUAAGUAUUGCAAAGCACUUUCUACAUAGCGAGAUCUUCUUUUGCCUUUUGUGAGGAAUUAGGGGCAUGAAAACGGAAAAUUUUCCAGCUCACGGCCGUCAUCGAUCACGUGCCAAUCCCGCUCUCCUUGUCAUCAAGUGAACUUCUGGGCCACAGUAAUUGUUUUUUUUUGGUGAGAUACAGACUGGUCUGUCUAUCUUGAAAACAAUUUCUUUAGCAUUAUGUGAUUUAGGAGCUGGGAAAUGAACUAGAAUAAAUGAAUAACUGGCAGGCGGUCAUCUAAAAUCAUUACAAAAGUACAUUCCUAACCUGUUCUACGCCUACCUACGCUAAAGGUUUGGAUCUGUUAGGUUUGAAAAGGUCUCAAAAAAAAAAAACACUUAUAGGGCAUAGCAGAAACGGCUGGCCCAUCAUUUAUGAGGUUCAUAUCCUGUAUAUUGCUCACGUCCUUUCACCAAUGGCACAAGUCAGUGUCGAAAAUAAUGCAUGUCCGCUCCGUUUAAUACUCUGCAGUAUUUCAUUAUCUUAAGUUGACUAUUCAUGCACACAAGAACAAUUUUCAUUGUACCUUGGUGUUUCCAUCAUUUUUCCACUAGUGUUAAUACUUGUGAAAACAUUACAUCCGCAGCAACGGCAGUGAUCACAACACAAAUGAUUUCCUCUCCACCCGACAGGGUAUCAGGAACGCGCGCGGGAGUACAAGAUUAAGUAAUGACAUACGCGUAGUACAUUUUACUGUACGUGUACUACAAAUCACGACGAAAAUUUACAAAUGGUUGUUUGUACACAAACAAUUUGGCCCAUAGAGUAACGUCAUGGCACAACAAUUCAGCAGCGUCAAAAAUCUAGCCGGAAAACAUAGAUACAUAUUUCAGACUGUCUGAAUGCAAAAUUGUACUACUGCACACAAGUUGAGCUCUGUAUGACAAUGAUUUUAACUGAAAUUAAAGCAAUCAAUGACAUAAUUAUGUUAUUGGUGGUGGGGUUGACAUUGACUUCUUCACGACCGAAAUAUAGGGCCAAUUCGAAUUACGUGAUGACGUAAUAAAAGGGCUGCGGUAUCCAGAAUUAACGGCAAUAUAGUUUACAAGCUAAAAACUGAGGCUAAAACUCGCGCACAUGUACAACUUUUGGUGAAUUUCAAGAGUAUGCGUACUGAAAAUAUUUUUAAUAAAGUGAAUAUUCCUCUUUCUUUACUUUAUCCGAUUGAUAAGACGCAAACAAUCAGGGGCAGCGUAAGGAUUGACACGUAUUGGGGAUAAUCACUGGCCGGCCACGGAAAUAUGGAGCGUUAGUGAGGAUCGGCCAUCACUGCGUUCAAUAUCGGAACUACGGAAAAGUGAAGGUAAAUUCAUGGUCAAUUUAAUAAAAAACUAAGGACAGCGUAACAAAUAUUACAAGUGUACGCGAAAACAAUUACUUUCAAUCCCACCUGGUGACACCCUGUGUGACAUGAUAACGCAACGCAAAUAGCGUGACAUGAGCGCAUAUGUCUGUGUAUUUGGACUGCAUUUCUCAAGCGAAACCCUCUGUUUUUCUCUAUUGUCGGCAGGAAAAAUGAAAACAGAGCUUUAAAACGUGAACUGGUAUCUGACUCUCAAAGAAAACGACAGCUCAAACUGAGGAAAACACUGCUUCCUUCGUGAUACAACGGUUAACCACGUUUCGGCAAACGGAAAGUAACAUUAGUCUGUUAUGACCUCUUAAUGCCGAUAUGUUUUCUCGUGGUUAACCGUUAAAACUCCUUAUUUGCACCACAUCGCUGCAAUGUUGCUCGCCAAGAAUAAGUAUUGCAAAGCACUUUCUACAUAGCGAGAUCUUCUUUUGCCUUUUGUGAGGAAUUAGGGCAUGAAAACGGAAAAUUUUCCAGCUCACGGCCGUCAUCGAUCACGUGCCAAUCCCGCUCUCCUUGUCAUCAAGUGAACUUCUGGGCCACAGUAAUUGUUUUUUGGUGAGAUACAGACUGGUCUGUCUAUCUUGAAAACAAUUUCUUUAGCAUUAUGUGAUUUAGGAGCUGGGAAAUGAACUAGAAUAAAUGAAUAACUGGCAGGCGGUCAUCUAAAAUCAUUACAAAAGUACAUUCCUAACCUGUUCUACGCCUACCUACGCUAAAGGUUUGGAUCUGUUAGGUUUGAAAAGGUCUCAAAAAAAAGAAAAACACUUAUAGGGCAUAGCAGAAACGGCUGGCCCAUCAUUUAUGAGGUUCAUAUCCUGUAUAUUGCUCACGUCCUUUCACCAAUGGCACAAGUCAGUGUCGAAAAUAAUGCAUGUCCGCUCCGUUUAAUACUCUGCAGUAUUUCAUUAUCUUAAGUUGACUAUUCAUGCACACAAGAACAAUUUUCAUUGUACCUUGGUGUUUCCAUCAUUUUUCCACUAGUGUUAAUACUUGUGAAAACAUUACAUCCGCAGCAACGGCAGUGAUCACAACACAAAUGAUUUCCUCUCCACCCGACAGGGUAUCAGGAACGCGCGCGGGAGUACAAGAUUAAGUAAUGACAUACGCGUAGUACAUUUUACUGUACGUGUACUACAAAUCACGACGAAAAUUUACAAAUGGUUGUUUGUACACAAACAAUUUGGCCCAUAGAGUAACGUCAUGGCACAACAAUUCAGCAGCGUCAAAAAUCUAGCCGGAAAACAUAGAUACAUAUUUCAGACAAUCAGGGACAAAAGUAGUUGACACACUUGUUUAGAACGGGUGCUUUUAUCAAACAUUUACUUCAUUUAUUAUUUCAUUCCUUUUAAACGCCAUAAAUCCCCUCACCCCCUGAAUCAAUGUUGUCUGAAGUAAAAGAAAGAGUUGAGGGUCCAAAAUACAACAUUGAUUUUGGGGGCGAGGGGUGGAGGUAGACAGGGGAAGGGGAUAGGUAAGUCCAGUAUUCAAAAAGGGGCCAUUUUACGAAAGUGUCUCAACACUUUUGUCCCUCAUUGUCUGAAUGCAAAAUUGUACUACUGCACACAAGUUGAGCUCUGUAUGACAAUGAUUUUAACUGAAAUUAAAGCAAUCAAUGACAUAAUUAUGUUAUUGGUGGUGGGGUUGACAUUGACUUCUUCACGACCGAAAUAUAGGGCCAAUUCGAAUUACGUGAUGACGUAAUAAAAGGGCUGCGGUAUCCAGAAUUAACGGCAAUAUAGUUUACAAGCUAAAAACUGAGGCUAAAACUCGCGCACAUGUACAACUUUUGGUGAAUUUCAAGAGUAUGCGUACUGAAAAUAUUUUUAAUAAAGUGAAUAUUCCUCUUUCUUUACUUUAUCCGAUUGAUAAGACGCAAACAAUCAGGGGCAGCGUAAGGAUUGACACGUAUUGGGGAUAAUCACUGGCCGGCCACGGAAAUAUGGAGCGUUAGUGAGGAUCGGCCAUCACUGCGUUCAAUAUCGGAACUACGGAAAAGUGAAGGUAAAUUCAUGGUCAAUUUAAUAAAAAACUAAGGACAGCGUAACAAAUAUUACAAGUGUACGCGAAAACAAUUACUUUCAAUCCCACCUGGUGACACCCUGUGUGACAUGAUAACGCAACGCAAAUAGCGUGACAUGAGCGCAUAUGUCUGUGUAUUUGGACUGCAUUUCUCAAGCGAAACCCUCUGUUUUUCUCUAUUGUCGGCAGGAAAAAUGAAAACAGAGCUUUAAAACGUGAACUGGUAUCUGACUCUCAAAGAAAACGACAGCUCAAACUGAGGAAAACACUGCUUCCUUCGUGAUACAACGGUUAACCACGUUUCGGCAAACGGAAAGUAACAUUAGUCUGUUAUGACCUCUUAAUGCCGAUAUGUUUUCUCGUGGUUAACCGUUAAAACUCCUUAUUUGCACCACAUCGCUGCAAUGUUGCUCGCCAAGAAUAAGUAUUGCAAAGCACUUUCUACAUAGCGAGAUCUUCUUUUGCCUUUUGUGAGGAAUUAGGGGCAUGAAAACGGAAAAUUUUCCAGCUCACGGCCGUCAUCGAUCACGUGCCAAUCCCGCUCUCCUUGUCAUCAAGUGAACUUCUGGGCCACAGUAAUUGUUUUUUUGGUGAGAUACAGACUGGUCUGUCUAUCUUGAAAACAAUUUCUUUAGCAUUAUGUGAUUUAGGAGCUGGGAAAUGAACUAGAAUAAAUGAAUAACUGGCAGGCGGUCAUCUAAAAUCAUUACAAAAGUACAUUCCUAACCUGUUCUACGCCUACCUACGCUAAAGGUUUGGAUCUGUUAGGUUUGAAAAGGUCUCAAAAAAAAGGAAAACACUUAUAGGGCAUAGCAGAAACGGCUGGCCCAUCAUUUAUGAGGUUCAUAUCCUGUAUAUUGCUCACGUCCUUUCACCAAUGGCACAAGUCAGUGUCGAAAAUAAUGCAUGUCCGCUCCGUUUAAUACUCUGCAGUAUUUCAUUAUCUUAAGUUGACUAUUCAUGCACACAAGAACAAUUUUCAUUGUACCUUGGUGUUUCCAUCAUUUUUCCACUAGUGUUAAUACUUGUGAAAACAUUACAUCCGCAGCAACGGCAGUGAUCACAACACAAAUGAUUUCCUCUCCACCCGACAGGGUAUCAGGAACGCGCGCGGGAGUACAAGAUUAAGUAAUGACAUACGCGUAGUACAUUUUACUGUACGUGUACUACAAAUCACGACGAAAAUUUACAAAUGGUUGUUUGUACACAAACAAUUUGGCCCAUAGAGUAACGUCAUGGCACAACAAUUCAGCAGCGUCAAAAAAAAUCUAGCCGGAAAACAUAGAUACAUAUUUCAGACAAUCAGGGACAAAAGUAGUUGACACACUUGUUUAGAACGGGUGCUUUUAUCAAACAUUUACUUCAUUUAUUAUUUCAUUCCUUUUAAACGCCAUAAAUCCCCUCACCCCUGAAUCAAUGUUGUCUGAAGUAAAAGAAAGAGUUGAGGGUCCAAAAUACAACAUUGAUUUUGGGGGCGAGGGGUGGAGGUAGACAGGGGAAGGGGAUAGGUAAGUCCAGUAUUCAAAAAAGGGGCCAUUUUACGAAAGUGUCUCAACACUUUUGUCCCUCAUUGUCUGAAUGCAAAAUUGUACUACUGCACACAAGUUGAGCUCUGUAUGACAAUGAUUUUAACUGAAAUUAAAGCAAUCAAUGACAUAAUUAUGUUAUUGGUGGUGGGGUUGACAUUGACUUCUUCACGACCGAAAUAUAGGGCCAAUUCGAAUUACGUGAUGACGUAAUAAAAGGGCUGCGGUAUCCAGAAUUAACGGCAAUAUAGUUUACAAGCUAAAAACUGAGGCUAAAACUCGCGCACAUGUACAACUUUUGGUGAAUUUCAAGAGUAUGCGUACUGAAAAUAUUUUUAAUAAAGUGAAUAUUCCUCUUUCUUUACUUUAUCCGAUUGAUAAGACGCAAACAAUCAGGGGCAGCGUAAGGAUUGACACGUAUUGGGGAUAAUCACUGGCCGGCCACGGAAAUAUGGAGCGUUAGUGAGGAUCGGCCAUCACUGCGUUCAAUAUCGGAACUACGGAAAAGUGAAGGUAAAUUCAUGGUCAAUUUAAUAAAAAACUAAGGACAGCGUAACAAAUAUUACAAGUGUACGCGAAAACAAUUACUUUCAAUCCCACCUGGUGACACCCUGUGUGACAUGAUAACGCAACGCAAAUAGCGUGACAUGAGCGCAUAUGUCUGUGUAUUUGGACUGCAUUUCUCAAGCGAAACCCUCUGUUUUUCUCUAUUGUCGGCAGGAAAAAUGAAAACAGAGCUUUAAAACGUGAACUGGUAUCUGACUCUCAAAGAAAACGACAGCUCAAACUGAGGAAAACACUGCUUCCUUCGUGAUACAACGGUUAACCACGUUUCGGCAAACGGAAAGUAACAUUAGUCUGUUAUGACCUCUUAAUGCCGAUAUGUUUUCUCGUGGUUAACCGUUAAAACUCCUUAUUUGCACCACAUCGCUGCAAUGUUGCUCGCCAAGAAUAAGUAUUGCAAAGCACUUUCUACAUAGCGAGAUCUUCUUUUGCCUUUUGUGAGGAAUUAGGGGCAUGAAAACGGAAAAUUUUCCAGCUCACGGCCGUCAUCGAUCACGUGCCAAUCCCGCUCUCCUUGUCAUCAAGUGAACUUCUGGGCCACAGUAAUUGUUUUUUUGGUGAGAUACAGACUGGUCUGUCUAUCUUGAAAACAAUUUCUUUAGCAUUAUGUGAUUUAGGAGCUGGGAAAUGAACUAGAAUAAAUGAAUAACUGGCAGGCGGUCAUCUAAAAUCAUUACAAAAGUACAUUCCUAACCUGUUCUACGCCUACCUACGCUAAAGGUUUGGAUCUGUUAGGUUUGAAAAGGUCUCAAAAAAAAGGAAAACACUUAUAGGGCAUAGCAGAAACGGCUGGCCCAUCAUUUAUGAGGUUCAUAUCCUGUAUAUUGCUCACGUCCUUUCACCAAUGGCACAAGUCAGUGUCGAAAAUAAUGCAUGUCCGCUCCGUUUAAUACUCUGCAGUAUUUCAUUAUCUUAAGUUGACUAUUCAUGCACACAAGAACAAUUUUCAUUGUACCUUGGUGUUUCCAUCAUUUUUCCACUAGUGUUAAUACUUGUGAAAACAUUACAUCCGCAGCAACGGCAGUGAUCACAACACAAAUGAUUUCCUCUCCACCCGACAGGGUAUCAGGAACGCGCGCGGGAGUACAAGAUUAAGUAAUGACAUACGCGUAGUACAUUUUACUGUACGUGUACUACAAAUCACGACGAAAAUUUACAAAUGGUUGUUUGUACACAAACAAUUUGGCCCAUAGAGUAACGUCAUGGCACAACAAUUCAGCAGCGUCAAAAAUCUAGCCGGAAAACAUAGAUACAUAUUUCAGACAAUCAGGGACAAAAGUAGUUGACACACUUGUUUAGAACGGGUGCUUUUAUCAAACAUUUACUUCAUUUAUUAUUUCAUUCCUUUUAAACGCCAUAAAUCCCCUCACCCCCUGAAUCAAUGUUGUCUGAAGUAAAAGAAAGAGUUGAGGGUCCAAAAUACAACAUUGAUUUUGGGGGCGAGGGGUGGAGGUAGACAGGGGAAGGGGAUAGGUAAGUCCAGUAUUCAAAAAGGGGCCAUUUUACGAAAGUGUCUCAACACUUUUGUCCCUCAUUGUAGGUUGUUUCCGUACAGAAAACUCACUUCUUCUUUGUCAGCAGGUAUAGGAGCCUUAAGCCUUAUGUUUUUUAAUGAAAAUUUGUUGUUUUGCAAUCUUAUUGAAGCUUUUUUUAGUUCACUUAACCUGAAUUUUAUGCAUGAUGGCAUUGUUCUUUGCUUGUCGCAUCUCUUUGCCAGCCUAAAGUGGCGUCUUUGGUCCUUAAAGUGACCUCAAUCGGUAAUUAAAUCUUAUACAUAAUUGGAAAGAAGUUUUUGCAAUAAUGUAACGUUAACUUUGUUUGAAGGAAAUCUUACUUUAAUACGCGUAGGUUUUUAACAGGUGUUAUGCAUGUUCAACUUGACAACACAAAGCAAAAUUAAUUAAUCUGCCCGAAAUGAUCAAGUUUAAAAAACUAUGGUUGCUUUGAAAACGAUCUUGGGGAAGAUGUAGUAGAUAAAGAUUAACUCUUUUUCGGCCCAUAUAUCAACGCCAAAACUUGUACAUUGAGGAUUUUGUUUAUAUUUUAGUGAUCUGCAAAGCUAGAAGUGUCCGAUCGAGUGUGGGUUUUAAAAUAUCAGCAUGAGUGCAACAAAGUUCAGGGACUUCAAACACAUUGUGGGCAAACUUGAAUUUCUUUGGGCAGAUUAUUAUACAAAGUUAUUUUGUUUUUGUGUUCACGGUGGAGCUCCGGACCCUAAUCAGACUUACACACGCACAUUUCCAGUACAACUCAAGGAAAUUAGUAAAUGUCGUUAAAGUCCGUUUUACUAUGAUGUAUUCUUCGAAAAAAUUAAAUAAUAAGAAGAUUAUAACCAUAGCUUGCAACUUUUGAAGACAAAUUGCCUGUUAUUUCCAGGUUUAUGGCCGCACAAACCACUUCCAUGCCAAGUCGACUCGAAAAACUGUUUUGAAUUUCCCGCUUUUUUUCACCUGACCAACAUUGACGUCACAAGCUGUUUUUUCCGACAAUUUUUCCAACCGCUCUACGAAGAUAAGGGCCAAAAAACAGCAAUUUUUAAUUGCGAAUAUCUCGUAGACACUUGCUUCAAUUGAGCUGAAACUUCAUAGUAUGUUUAUUUGGUUCAUAUUAAACACAUUUCACUGGAAUUGAACUAAAAUAAAAAAGGUCGAAAUUUUGGUUCAUUUGACCUUGAAGUCCCAAUAGUGACCAACAUCAAUUUUCUCCUAACAACAUCCAUACAUAGUCAAGAGGGAGGAUUAUGAGAAUGAAUUAAAUGAUCACCAAAGAGAAAAUGCCUUGAUUUUUUAUUUAAAAUUCUCUCACCUAAUUCUUAAAGGAAAUUUAUGGAGAUCAGUGUUUGGAGAAUUUGUUUGUGGAUAUUGGGGCUUGAAGGGUUAAUGCGGACAUUGAAUGGGUCAUAGAAAGUGUCCAAUAAAAUUAAUUUUGUUAUUAACCUAGUUUGCUUCUCAAUUUCCUUUGUCUCCAAGUCCUAGUUCAUGAAUAAUUUUAGGGCUAGGAGACAAAGGAAAUUAAGAAUCACCCUGGGUUAAAAAAUUUUUACCUCAAUUUAAUUUUGACCUGUAAAAGAUCUUUCUAUAGGUAACCUUCUGUUAAACCUUACACUGGACGAAAAAACGGAUUUACUAAUGUUUGCGAAAGGUGCAAAUAUGUGGUAAAUUUGGAGCUCCAAAUUUGCAUUACAUUUGCGCUGGCGGCUAAAGUGUGGGCAAAUACAUAGAUUUGCUGGAUAGGUAUUGAUACGCAAAAGUCAAGUAAAUGUAAUGGUUUGAUACAAAUUUGAUACAUAUUUGCAGCAUGUGCAAAUAUUUGACAUUUCUACCAAUUUACUCAAAUUUACAUCCUUGGCAAAAAUGACAGUUUUCACUGUACUUCAAAUGCAGGCAAAAAUAUUGCAAAACCCCUAAUUUACAGUGGUGUUUGCUCUUGUUUUUCCAGGAUACCAAAAGAACACUUUUGCAUGUGGUUUACUCGUAUUUGCCUUAAGAGCGAAAACAAUAAAUUUCUAGACAUUUGGCUGUAUCAUAAAUUUGCACAUUUGCAUCAUAAUUAUCCAUAUUUGCAAGGGGAGCAAAUAUAGUGAACUGCACAACACUUGCUGACAGUCAAAGGUGAUGUGCAUGUGACAUUUCCUAUAUGUUUGAUUCGUUUUGUGACUAAAGUAAAUUUCCAAUCUCAACUGUAACAUUACAUUGUUACAAUAAAAUUUUGUACACGCUGUGAGACUCCGCCCAGAGAUCCAACCCCUUUCAUGCAUCUUUCCUGUUAACUGUUUUAUAUGCACUGUCAUUUUAAUAUAAAGGAAUCAGAAACCAGUUAAUUUUUUUGACAAUUUUACAGUCACAAAUUUUUUUGUUAGUCUUUUUACAGAGCGAAAUGACAGAUAGUCUACCUUCUCAUAUACUUUAACUCAGGAAAUCUCUAUCCUUUCAUACCUGAAGCAUCAAAAAGGUGUCCCUUUCUGACAGUGCCCCCGGCAUAAACCUUUCCCGGGCUUCUAAUUUAAAGCAAAUACACUAAUUCAAUGUACUGGUUAUUAAGGUCCAGCAUGACGAGAUUCGUAGAGGUCUGUACGUCAACAAGAUUUCGGUUCAACAAAGAACUCAAUUACAAAUUAGCCGCAUUAGAAGUCUUUCUGCCGAACCGGAAUGCAUUUGCCUUUGUGGCUUCUCUUAAAAUGUAUUGUACUUCGAGAAGAGUGAUUUUACGCAUUUCUUGCGAGGAAAUUUUCCAUUGCAUAUUUUGUUACUUCUAUUUAUUAAACACUAAUGGCCAGUCAUUUAGCCUGUAUAUUAAAAUAGCGUCAUAAUGAAGCCAUCUUCAGUUUGCCCAACGCUUUUAUCAACCCCAUUUAUCUUGAACAAUUCAAUAAAGCAUAUAAGGCAGACUGGGAAAGCACUUAUUUUCUUAGGUUAACCCACCAAGAAAGAGGCCUGGAGGUCCAAUGAUUUCUUAAACCGCGGGCUAAGGUAGCCCGUAAUGGUUUGAAAGUACUGUCACUCUAUUUUCUUUUCGCUUCGACUCGCAGAAGUGAGAGUUCAAGGAGACAUGCGGUUUUCUCGAGUCCGUUUUAGAAGCGGCCUUAACGAAAAGGUUACUACACUACCGGGAUUAAAACAUUGUGGAAGUAUUAAUUUAAAGCCGCGGAGUGUUUUCCCCAACAUUGAAUAAUAUUACUUCUAACUUUCUGCGAUAACGCUGCAAAAGUUUUCAAAUUGUUUUUCAACCGAAUAGGCUGCGAAUUUAAUGCGAUGAUCAUGUUCACUUUCAUACCUUCAUCCGCAUUUCAUAUAUUUCAAUCCGUGCUUACAAGAUCUCCCUAAUUUUAUGUAAACGCAAGGCUUUUUUCGGAAUCUUCAUUCAAGGCCAGAACUGACACUAACCCAGCGCUAAACGGAAACUGCCUUAUGCAACACUGCAAAAACUUUUAAAAUUGACGCGCUACUCGCGCUGUUUUGAAGGCCUCACUGGAUCUGGAUGGGGUUAAAUUCAAACGUAAGCGAAACACUUGCAAUAUUUGAAAGAGCACUUGAGCAAAGCGAUACAAUACUGGGAACUAAAUGCUUAAACAAUGUCUUAAAAGUAAAACUCAUUUCUCUCUGAGACACCUGGAGUAUAAAAUUCUCACAGAGCCACAGCCUAAAAAGGCUAAGCUGCUCUGUUGCAUCGGAAAGGCCAAACGUUUUUUUCUUAAUGCUGGACAGAGAUUCAAACAGUAUCUGAAAGCACGUUUUUAGUUCCCUCUGAGACACCCGGAGAAUAAAAUUCUCACAGAGCCACAGCCUAAAAAGGCUAAGCUGCUCUGUUGCAUCAGGAAGGCCAAACGUUUUUUCUUAAUGCUAGACGGAGAUUCAAACAAUAUCUGAAAAGUGCGUUUUUAGUUCCCUCUGAGACACCCGGAGAAUAAAAUUCUCACAGAGCCACAGCCUAAAAAGGCUAAGCUGCUCUGUUGCAUCGGAAAGGCCAAACGUUUUUUUCUUAAUGCUGGACAGAGAUUCAAACGGUAUCUGAAAGCACGUUUUUAGUUCCCUCCGAGACACCCGGAGAAUAAAAUUCUCACAGAGCCACAGCCUAAAAAGGCUAAGCUGCUCUGUUGCAUCAGGAAGGCCAAACUGUUUUCCUUAAUGCUGGACAUAGAUGCAAACAAUAUCUGAAAAGUGCGUUUUUAGUUCCCUUUGAGACACCCGGAGAAUAAAAUUCUCACAGAGCCACAGCCUAAAAAGGCUAAGCUGCUCUGUUGCAUCAGGAGGGCCAAACUUUUUUCCUUAUUUAAUGCUGGACAGAGAUGCAAACAAUAUCUGAAAAGCACGUUUUUAGUUCCCUCUGAGACGCCCGGAGAAUAAAAUUCUCACAGAGCCACAGCCUAAAAAGGCUAAGCUGCUCUGUUGCGUCAGGAAGGCCAAACUGUUUCCUUGAUGCUGGACAUAGAUGCAAACAAUAUCUGAAAAGUGCGUUUUUAGUUCCCUCUGAGACACCUGGAGAAUAAAAUUCUCACAGAGCCACAGCCAUUUAACCAACAAACUUAAUUCAAAUUAAUACCAACAAUUUUAGUUUAACCGGUAUUUGUUGUAGUUUUGACUGCCCACCUAGAGAUGACCACAUCUCGAUGGCAAGUGACUACAUUUUGAAAACACAACAGCCAACACUACAACAAAAUAUGGUGAAACUGCUCACAAUUUUAUUUGAACAUUAACUCAGCCAACAAAUUUAUGAAAGGCUAAUUUUUCUUACUCUGUUGUUUGCAACCCUGAGUUUGAGUUUCACUGAUUUUAAUGUUGAUUUUGAGUUUUACUGUUCAUUAAGUACUACCCAUUCAAUCCAAAAAAGUCAUAGCAUUUUUGCUGGCUAAAAUUCACCUGAAUCCUGGUUAUUUGAUCUUGGGAUACAAGGAGCAGGGUUGUGGCUUCCCCCCCAAAAUUCUAAAUAUGAAUUCAGAUAUGAAAGUUUUAAAAAACAAAUUCAUUUGAAUUCCUUUUGUCAACAAUUUGGUGAUUUAAUACUUAAAAAAGAAAAGAGAAAAUUAUCUGACAAAAUGCUUUUGAUUAAAUGGAAAAAGAAACACGGGUUAAAAUCUAACCCUGGGUUAGUGCUAAUCGGUUUUUGGAACAACUGGGCCCCGUUUUUUUUUUUUUUGGUUCCAAUUCUAAAUCACAUAACCACUUCGAAGUGAGUCAAUGGUACAUAACCUGGGCAUGUGUUGCAUUCCUCUUCUGUCAUUUGAUAAUAGUAAAGCCUAGGGUUGCACAAUGGGCAGGGAUCUCCAAUUACUAAAACUAAAAAUUCAAAAUGACGCAGUAACUGUUGUAUACAGUUACAGAGGGCCCACACUACCUCCCCUUUACAUAAAGUAAAUACACCACAACAAAUCUACUGGACAAAGGUCCAGUAGUCAUAUCAUUUACUGUAUUUUUUGUACAUCAUAAUAUUAUUAUAAAAAGCUAACAAUAACAAGGCCACCCACAGUACCUUAAAUUUGGUCCAAGAAAAGAAGUUCUGUGCAUUUCAAAGUCAGGGUUAAGAUUAUUCACUUGUACACAAUUUCCUCAUGGCCAUUUAUUCAAGAAACUUCACACCAAAACUGACAAUUUUGUUCUUACCGCUAUUUGUUCUAGUUUUCACUGACUUACCUAUAAGAGAUGACCACAUCUUGAUGGUGAGCCUCCUAAAAAUGACCACAUUUUGAAAGCCCAACAGCCAAUACUACAACAAAUGGUGAAAUUGCUUUGUAUUUUAUAUAAUUUGUGAAUAGAAACUCAGCACAGACAUGAACGAAUAAUUUCUUUGCUGCUCUUUACAACCCUGAUUUUGAGUUUAAUAUGAUUUGUCUUUUUAAACUACUCAAACAGACUGGCGAGAUUUAUAUCAGCCUUCACUCAACAAAUUUAACAUGGUGCAUUUCUUCACUUAAACCUAAACUUCUUAGACCAACGGGGUUACACCUUCAAUAUUAUUAUACCCUUUUUCACUAAAUGAGUCGAAUUUUAAUAGAUUUAUUUAGUAUAGGAAUUCACACAGUAAGAUAACUUUUUGAUUUUCCUUUUUUAAUAGGAAUAUGAUAUUUUAUAAUUGCUGGACAAAAAAAGGUUCCAGCUAAAAAUUUGUUUUGAGCAGUGACAGAAGACAUGAAAUAAUAAAUCUGUCUGAAGGCAUUUUUUUUGCCCUUCUACAAAAUGACUUUCUACUUUCACUUUGCCACUAACUUUUGCCAUGACUUAUUAACGCCAAAUGAAAACAUAAUAUCUGAGGCAUAUUUCUGAAGCUAUAUGUCAGUGCAGUCAUGGACUGCUGUUUUAAAGGGGCAUCCGAUAGCAAGAUAGCCUUUCCAAAAUCAGUGAGCAUUGGGUGGUACAUAUUGUUUACCUCUGAAAGAAUAAUGUUGUCACUCUUUAUAUCUCUGUGGGGAAACCUCUAUGAGUGCAAAUGUUCUACAGCUUCAAAAAUUUCAGUACAUUAUGUUCCCCCACAGAACACUGUGAAAGGGACAUGUAUUUACUUAGCAGGGCACGGCAAAAAGUACAAGAAAAAUAAUACUGUAAAGAUGGUAAAAAUAUAACACAAGGAAGUACAUGUGAGGUUUCUUUUUUGUGACAUUUACCCCAAACAGAUGGGGUAUUCGUGGAUGGGAGCAUUCAGUAUAUAAGCUUCACUUUGGUUAUCUUGCCAAAAAAAGAGGAAAAAAUGAUUACUGUAAAUAAAUUGAGACCCACUGGAAUACCCCUGUAGCAUUUCUUCAUGCACAGACCACAAACAGCUUCCCCAUGUUGAACCUGUAUUUCAUUGACCUCUUUAUCUUUUGGAGAGUUCUGGUGAUGCAACUAAAUUUCAAGAACAUUGGAAAUAACUCCUGUACCACUCAAGGAAAAAUCUGAAACAAAAUGUACAAAAAAGUCACUAAACCCACUAAAAAUAACUGGUAAUUCUACCUUUAUUGAUAAUAUUGUGAAAUUAAAUGAAUUGUGUUACUUGCGUUGCCAUUAUCUUUAUGAACAUUAUAAAUACACAUGUGGCACAUUUUAGACCUUUGGACUCAGCUUACAUGUACAGCUGUAUCAUUAUAAACUAUCAUAAACAAAACAACCUUGUAUAUGAAAACAUGACAAAACAAAACAGAAAAAUGUCAGUAACGCAUAUACAAUUAAGCCUCCACCCUACCCCUGUCAAAAUCAAUGGUACAUGUACAUGUAUUGAGCUCAAUAUGUCAGUAUAGCGCCAGAGGUAGUAUAAAUUAUUCAAGAAAUUAAUCUGAGCUACUUCUGACAAAUACCAAUAAAUUAGCAUUUUAACAUUGCAUAACUACAUAUUUUGCUGACUUAACACCACUUAAAUUUUUCAACAAGGCUUUUUUCAGCUGGAUCACUACCAUACGCACGCGACACGCGUGCAACAAAUGUAAAUAUGGAUGCAAAUUAAUGUAGUUUAUUCCCGGUUAGAACAUAGAUGUGGCAGUAGAAGCACGAUAUACAAAGCAAAAUACAUCGACUUUACCUUUUAAAUUUCGAAUAUCCUUGAGAAGAAAUCCAGCAACAUAGGCAAUCUCUUCCUCCCGCCAAAUCGCCAAAAGACCGCGCGCCCAAUUUCCCAAGCAGUUGCGCCUCAGUGGUGCUGGUCAGCGACAGUCUGCAUAACCGUUCGAGAACGAGGCACAACAAUUGAAAUUUGCGCCCAAGACCGUUACGUUCCAUUGCCAUCGAUUUGCCAUCAGCUUUUACUUUAUACGGUUAACGCCAUAUUUAUCAAGAAGUUUCGAAUUUUCCUUCUUUGUGGGGUUGACUGUCGAGUAUGGAGGAAUCGGCUAGUCUUAUUUGUUCGAAUUUAUCGAACGAAUGUGUCCUCGAAGAACUUAUAAAAAUAAUCGCUCGAACUCGAGGGAACUGCAUACGUAUAGACCGUUCGACGAAAAGGAAAUUGCACUUAUCCACCAUGAAAGACAUCUAGAUAGCUCCAUCGGCGACGAUCAAGUAGUAACGAGUGGAUCCAAGAAAAGCAGCCGUUAGAACUUAGUACAUAGACUUCGGUGAAUCGUUGCUGUUAGCAGACAUUGUAAAACUAAGAAGAGGCAGGAGAAAUGCAAGGACAAACAAAUGCUGAGGGAGCAACUAAUCGGGAGUAAAAGAAAUGCUCAGUAAGUAUAAGAAAGUUCAUUGUUACUGUUUAGUGUUAAGCCAUUAAUGAUGCUAUUUGAUAAUACCUACAUUUGCGUUCCCAAUAUUCAGUAAUCAACAAGGACUCACCCCUACUCCUGAAACUGUAUUUGUCCUGUUGUUGUAAAAAAUACUGUAAUCUUUUGUUUGGUUGUUCUCUUCAGAUAAAUGGUCUUAGAAAAUUUAAUAAGAAUUGAAGCAAGUGUUAAUUCCGAUCCCUCUAUUAGGCCAAAAUUAACCUUAUCCUCUAGUGCCUACUUUCUCCAAAGGCUUUUCCAAAAUUUAAAAGGGGAGUAAAGGCAGUGACUGCCAUGGUGCUGAAAACAUAGAGUAGCUAGAAUUUAGAUCAUGGUACCCAGCUUUCACUGAUUGUUUUUUAUGAUCGCCCCAUGUAAGGGAUUCUGGAAUCCGGGAAAUUUUUGCUCAUGGAAUCCAGAAUUUGGGCAAUUUUUGUUGCGGAAUCCUAAAUUCUGAGCUUUGAAACCUGAAAUACAGGUCAAACGAUUGGAAUCCAGAGACCAAGUAAUCCACUGAAAAAGGUUCCGGAAUCCGCAGCGUGGAAUCCAGAAUCUAAAACUGUCUUGGAUUCCCUCAUAUAAGGCAAUUAUAGUAUAAUUAAACUUUUGUUCCCAAGAUACACUGUAAGUGAUGGCAAUAUUGCAGAAGAAGCAGGUCUAUGAAGUUUUAAGUAAUAUGCCAAUAAUGUUAUGGUAGUGAUGUAGUGGGACACUCACUAUAAAAUUAAUACAAUGAUUUACCUGGAGUCAAUUGUCUUGUUACAAAAGGGUUUCUCGCAUUCAUUUUUUCGUUUUGUUUUUGCUCAAAGAAGGUCUUAGUUUUAACAGGUACGGUGUAAUCAGGAUUAUGAUGACCGCUUGGGGUUAGAUUUGAGACAUGAAAGUUACGAGCCAGCAAUUUGUUUAAACUACUGUAAAAUUCCGAAAAUAACCCCCUCCAUGUAUAAGCCCCUCCAAAUAUAAGCCCCCCAAACCGGAAACGCAAAAAACCCUCCGUUAAAUCGCCCCUCCAAAUAUAAGCACCCGGGGGCUUGUACUUGGAAAAUUGCCCUCAAAUACAAAGUAAAACAAUGAGCAAAAAUGGUAAAUUUACUUCCAACUAUAAGGCUAGCCCAAUCGAGUUUGAAACGCAGAUUUCCCUCCGUAGAUAAGCCCCUCCGAAUAUAAGCCCCUCCAAAAAUAAGCCCCUCAAAAAGGGCCUUUGAAAAAUAUAAGCCCCGGGGCUUAUUUUUGGAAUUUUACGGUAGUUAAUUUUGAUAUCAGUUAACUCAGGAAACAAGUAAGUUUAGUCACCUAGUGUGACUGCAGCCAGUAAUAAUACAUGUAAUAUCUAACAGCAACCUUUAUGCUAUAAAAGGCUAGAAUAUUUAGACAGAAAAGGACAAUAGUAUUUUUCAUGACAACCAUCUACAGCUUUAGUUUCAAUAUUAAUGGUCUCAAUUAUGUAUAAUUUCUGUUUGUUGCAGAAAAAGCUAAAGAGACAACCCUUUUCCAGUCAACCUCUAUUUCGAAGAAGGAUUGUUGUAAGUUCAAAGCUUGUAUAAAUGUGGAGUACAUGUCUUCAGAGCAAGGCAAUACAGACCAAGGAGAUGACAAAUCUGAGAAAAGUGCUUUGCAGGAGGCCUCUAGCAUGGAGGAGUAAACAACUUAGCCUGUAAAAACCUCUUUGCCAAGCUGAACAGUAAAGCAAAAUUAAAACAGUCACAUGUAAGCCUGUCAUUACUCAAUGACAAUAGAAAGGAGGAAUGGCUUCUCCUCAGAGCAGGAGGCACCAGGUAAUGUUCCUGAAUUUGCUUUGUGAUAAGGAAAUAUAAGUUAAUCCCAGAUUAUUUAUGACUGGUCAUACUUACAGGUACAUGUACAUGUAGCUCUGCAAAUAUAGUAAUCCUUUAAUCACUCUCUGUUUAUGAUACUGUUUUUUAGAAAAAGAUAAAUCUGUGUAAACAGUACAAAUUCUGGUGGUGUUGAUUUGUCCUGAGAAUUCUGGUGGCAGGUCGAUCAAAUUGGUUGAUGUGAUAAAUUUUUCAUUAGAAUCCUUUGGCUAUUGUUUGCAAGUAAUGUAACAAAUGUUUCUUUUAAAUCUAUUUGCUUAACUGCAGGCAUUUGAGUUCUGCUGGCACUACUUCACAGUACAUGUGUACCGAUUACAGCAAUUAUUGCAACUGACCUGCUUGAACAAAAAACAAAACAAAUUUAGGUACACCCUGCUUUUUGUCAUGAUUUAGUAUGGAAUUUUGCAAAGGAUUGCAACAUGACUCAAGAAAAAGAGUGAUGAGAGACAGCAGUGUAGUUAUUUUGCAGGGCCUAUUUUUAACAAUACCUUUUUGGCCAGCCUUAUCCCCCUCCCUACUAAUUCAAGAGAUUUCUUUCUUAAAAAGUUGUUAAAAAAUGGUCCGCGUUAUCUCGCAUGCCUUUGCUCUGAGAAGGGAUGAUUCACUGGGACCAACUACAGUGACAAUGGUAAUGUUGACAUGCUGUGGAAUACUUACAGCUGGUCAUUACUUUAAUGACCCUCAAUUUUCUUAGAACAGGGCAAGUACUAGAAGCUCCGACAGGUACUUCCUCUAAGAGCAUAUCUAUACUAUACAAAAACCAUUAGCAACAAAAGUCUGAUCUGAAUUUGAAUAGCUACAUGUACCUAAACUAUUUCUUAGUUUGCUAAAUGCUAUAACCCAGUUGUUAUACCAGCAAAAAUUGUAAAUUGGUAGAAAGAAUUAGGCCUUUCAUUCUAAUAGAGCCUAAAGAAAAAAAUGCCACCAGAAUCAAAUUUUGUUUAAUCUGUAAAUAGCAAUAAAUACAAAAAUACUAAUUAUUUAUUAAAAUGGGUGUCUUGAGGGUUCCAUUUAGUUGGAACAGGAUUUUGUCCUUAGGUACAAAAGUUUAAGUAAGAAAUAGUCUUGUCAUACAUGUAAUUAAAUAUUGGUCCAAGGGUAAAAGGAUUUUUAACCUGUUUCUGAGUUGCAAAAACCUAAACAACUGAAAUAGGUUUGAGGCAACUCUGAAACGCCUACAGCUGUGUGUAGAAUAUCUUACACAUUUAGAUGAAGAACACUUUUCUUAUAAUAUUAAUAGUUAGUAAUGACCUGAUAGAGUAUAGAGUGGAGACAAGUAAACUUCAACGAACUGUAAAAUUAGGAAUUAAUAUGAAGAGCUGUAUGUACAGCUGUAUACUGUAGUUUGUAAAGUCUGUAAUAAUGUGUAAGCCACUUUGGUUUAUGGAAUAAAUCAUUUGAACAUUAGUGGGAGGUCACUGCUAGAAUUUCUUUCAGUAACUUUAAUGUUUGAAGCUAUAAACUUCAAGGUUAAAUUAUGGCCACUUGUUAAGAACCUGAAGUGAGCCAUGUUAUAAUUAAAAAUAAUUUUAAAAUUUUAUCGCAUUUGCUACAACCCAAGCAAACUCGUUUAAACCUUGGAAUUUACAUUUGCUCCUUGAGAAAACAUGCUCAAUUUUAUGGGUUUGAUGACAUUUGCUAACCUAAUUAAAGUCAGAAUUUGAUUACAUUUGCUACCUGAGCAAAAAAUUGUACAAUAGUAACAGUUUGAUCAGAUUUGCUGCCCAAGCAACUUUGUUCAAAACUUGACUUUUGACCCCAUUUGCCGCUACAAGCAAAAUUUUGUGUUUGAUCAAAUUUGCACACCCUAGAAAAUUUGUUCAAAGGUUAGGUUUGCUAACAUUUGCUUCGUGAGCAAACAUGUUUAAUGCAAAGAGUUUGAUUACAUUUGCUAUGCAAAGCAAUCUGGUUCAAUUAUGAAAAAUUGAUCACCCAUGAUAACCCAAGCAAACAUUGUUCAAAUUAGAUACUUCGCUCACAUUUGCAAAGCUGCGUAAACGUUCUGAAAAUAACAGGUUUGCAUGCUUUUACAUCUAAAGCAAAAGCUGUGCAAAACAGCAGAUUUGCGCUAUCAUUCGCGUAAUGUGCAAAUAUAGUUCAAAGAAACAUAUUUGCCUACACAUUUGAACCAUCUGCAAAUGACCCUCAAAUCCAUGGCUGCCCAUUAUCUUUACACCAAGAUGUAAAUGUUGUGCAAAUGUGGCAUUUACCGUCAUUGCUACGGAUAGCAAAUCUAGUGCAAUAUCAGUCUUUGCUCUUGCGCAAACUUGUGCAAAUGUGGUAUUUGCUACACAUUUGCUGUAAUUUGGCUACCCUAGUAAAUCCAUUUUUUCGUCCAGUGUUAAUUCCUUUUCAUGGUAUGAUGAGACUGCCUUAGCCUGCAUCGCAGACAUACAUGUAACCUAACCCUGGUCAGUAACGUCCGCAAAGCAGUGCUGAUAUCCUUAUUUUGGGCCCACAACUGAGUCAAUUAACUUCUGAACAUUUGUUUCAAUUUUUCCUUCAACCUAAUUGGCAAAUCAACUAUGACAUGCAAAUCAUGACACCCCUGGUACACUUUUGAAGGCCCAGAACAAGGAUAUUGAUGCUGUUUUGCAGGCAGAAUUAACCAGAAGUUUAGUUCUGUCUUUGAUGUGGGCUGCGAACUGCCAGUGACUUGAGCAGGUACAAAAACUCUUCGGUUUUUGAGGGGUGUGUUUUUACCCUUCAAAUGCCCAUAUCUGCCCAUGAGGAUCCCCAUCCCUUGCACUACUUGUGAUGUCAUUGGUUUGAAUGGUCAUAGACUAUUUUGACACCUACAACUCGAGCAGGAAAAAGAAAUCUUUCAUGAGCAUGAAUCAGGCAAACAGGCCAGAGAAAAAAUGUAAAAUGAACUUCUAAGAUUGACGAGAAAAUUGACUACUUACCCAUAGACAUACCGUGCACUUUCUACUGAAAAAUCAUUAAUUCACAACCCUUAUAAUUUUUGUUGAAACUUUUUCACCUGAGUGGGAGCCUAGUAAUAAUUUAUUGCCCCGGAGCCCAACCCAAAAAAAAAAAAUGAGGAAAGAAUUGCAAAAGAACUGGGAAGGAGAACUAAGUGAAAUGUAAAAGUAUCAACAUUUUGCCUUCUGGCCGUGCCUGAACUUCAGAAGCUGAUAUUUAGCAUCAGGAAGUGCUUGACUUAUAAACAGUGCAGUGCUUUGGGCUGUUUUGGUUCAUUUUGGCCAGUUAAUGAGCAGAAAAUGGAUCAACUACCUGUGGCCAAUAAGCUGGGGCCAACGCGUUUUAAAGCGAAAUUACUACAUUACUUACUUGUGCUUUUUAUUUUAUUUGCUGUAGGCCUCCAAGCUCUCGGACCUGUGAUGAACCUUUGCUCAACAUCUCAGUUGCAGGUGUUGUUUUUACAUUCGCUAUGAUAGGUACAGUGUACUUACUGCAUCUGGUGUUCCGUUAACUACGUACCAGUAAUUUUUAAAAACAAUGUGCAGGUCCAGAUCAUAUCCAUAACUUCCAGUUAAGAACCCACACACCUUUUGAAAUUCCAUUAUAAUUACAGCUAAACUUCAUCCAUUCCUUGGUGAGGGGGGAGCCCAAGGCUGUCAAAAAGUUUUUAAGUAGUAGGCUGAUAAUGUGUACUAGGCGGCUUUGGAACUUGCACCAAAGGCGCAAGUUCUUGAAGGCUGCGGCAUCAAGGGUCAUUUUGAAAUUUAGAGUCUCAGAAAUGGUGUUUCCAGGGGUUUUCAAGAGGUAUUUUCCAUCGCGGAUGCCAUCAAUGAGGUCAAGGAUAAAUUGAAGGUCUUAAUGCAAAAUCGUCCUUGUGAUAUGCAAAAUUUUGACCUGUGACUAUUAAUUUGCAGUAAGGUUCAACAUAUGUGCAAAAACACAUCUUCUUUCCUGGCAGUUUCUUUUGUAGUGCUAACGUCCAACAUGACACUGAGUUUCUUUCACCAAACAAUGAAUUUUUUUCAGCUAAUAAUAUGUCUCUGGUUAUAUUGAUCUGUGGCUACUACAUGUAGUAGCUCAGGGCUUGACAGUGGUCUAAACAUUCCCUUUCCAAUUGAAAUUUACAGACAACAAGAAAUUAUUCUAAACUGCCUACAAAUUGGCAGCAAAAUUUCUUGUAGCAUGACUAUGACUUUUAUUGUGGAUUUGCUUUUGUACUUUGACUUUUUGCUUGCUUAUUUUGCAUGUGCUGCAAAAUAUCUCACUAAAAGUGAGAUUAGUUGAUUAUCGCUCACCACUUCAUUACAUCCCGUCCUUUGUGCUAUAUCCUGGAAGCUACCGUGUGGCACAAAAUUUUUGAGGGUUAUAAUUUUUGCGAUUCUUCCAGCGAUCUGCAGAAAUAAGUUCCCACAAAUUAAAAUUACCACAAACAUUUUUCCUGCUAAAAUUUACUCCAGAGUAAAUAUUCUCUAACUUAAAUUCGCUACACAAAAAUACAGUACUAAGAAAUCAUGUCUGUUCAAUCAAAACUUGUCUCUUUCAUUCACAAACAAUGAAAUAAUGGUUUAUUGCUUGAAAAUAUGUAUUUCUAUCACACAUACUCAAUAAAAGUGAAAAUAUCAUCAAUGCUAUCUUCUGAGUACUUUCUAAAAAUUGUAAAAAUUAAUUCUCAGCAAGAAAAAUCAAUCUGUCCUAAUCGCGAAAAUUAGUUCCUGCAAAACACAAAAAAUCGCUAAUUUUGUGCUGCAUGGUAGUUGCAGCACCCCCUCCUCUUUAAUCCCCUCUGGUUUCAAUGUUGUAGAGUGCAUGCAGCUUUCUGAAGUGAAGUGCAACCCAACUAAACACCUUGUUUAAUCACAACAUGCACAUGACAUGCCAUUCUACAAAAUACACUAUCCAUUGUUAUUUUCAUUUGACCUUACUCAACAAAGAACAACAUUGUCUGGGGGAGAGGGGUGGGGGCUGCUUUUCCCUUGGGGAGGGGAAAGGGGGUAGUCAUAGCAUGUGUUUUUGCUUAUAUUAUACAUGUACAUAAAUACUGUAACAUGAACUUGUGCAGCAACAUGUGGAGUCAAUGCAGGUCCAUUUUUAUUUUUACUCUCAGCUUUUACAUUUUUAUUCGCAAUCAUGGAACCUGUGCCAUGGCAGCUUAAGAUUGCAUUUCAUUUCUUUGGCUUUGGAUCCCUCAUUCUUGGCAUGGUACUGUUUGCAUCAACAUUUGCCUCUGAAUUAUGUGUGAGUGUUUUCUUGUUGUUGUUUUUUAUGGGAACCUUAGAGUUAAAAAGUACAGUUUGACUCCCGAUAACUCAAACCUUCUAGGGAGACCAAAAAAAGUUUGAGUGAUCAGGAACUCGAGUGCGAGGCAAAGAACUGGAAACAGGGAAAGAAGCAAAUGGAUUGGGAGGGAAUGCAAGUGUCAUGCACUCUCUACUUCAAAGGCAGCAUUGGAUGACAUAAAAAUUGUUAUUUCUAAAAAGGAAUUAAGCAACAAAUCUUGAUUAAUAUAGAGGGAUGGACAAAGAAUUGACAUGGUUGUUUUGAAAUAAAAGAGAGAUAAAGCAUUGUGUUUACAGCAACCGGCAAACAUAAGAUUCUAGUUGUAAAAUUUUCAGAUAUGGAAAGAAUUAGUGUGAACCUAUGGAUUUUCGUGUAGUUAUAAUGAACUGUAAAUGAUAAGUAAUAAUUAUGGAAAACUUUGUCACAUGGUACAAAUUCACAGUUGCAGUAAAUGCGAUGCUUAAUCUCUCUAAAUUCAAUUUUUCAGACUUCAGUACAAUGUUUUUUUUUCCAACUUUUUAUGCGCUUAAAGCAUGGUUCGGGUUAUCAAGGGUAAAAUUAUGUAGAAAUGACUUGAAAGGAAACAAAAAUUACUUCGAGUUUGCGGGAGGUUCUAGUUAUCAUGGGUAAAAUUACAGUAAAUGUGUAAAGGAAAUCCAAGAGAAAUCAACUUUAGUUCGAGUUAGCACGAGGUUUGAGUUAUCAGGAGUCAAGUGUAUGCCAAGUGCAUUUGUUAAGUUAUAUAAGCAUGCAGGAAGUGGGAACAUCCUCACAAUCCCAGGUGUUCUCAAUAGUUGCCAAUAAAAUGGAGUUUAUUAAUUUUGGUUCUCCCUGCAAAGUUUACAUAACAAAAUCCCCAGAAAAACCCUGAAGGAUCUUGAAAGUAGAGGGAAAGUGGCCUAAUGCAAUUUAAUAGUAAUACCAAAGCAAAUCCUACAAAUUUAGGUCCCAGCUCCCCAAGAAACGAAAAAUACUGGAUCACAACCCGUUCAAAAACACCCAGGCCCCAUUCUCAAACACACAGGGUGCAAAGAAAAUCAUUUUUACAGCUUGUCAUUCGGGCAAGCUGAAGCUAGCAUUUACUAGCCCACAAGUCAUUUCAACUAGCCCCAUGGCAAAAGUUUUUUGACGAGCAGAAUUGAUUUCACAGUUCUUCUGUUAUUCAGAUUCCUCAAAAAACAUCACUUGCUCGUCGAGCAAGUUAAAAGCAGAAUUCACUAGCCAGAUAGCAAAAUCCACUAGCCCCGGGCUAUCUGACACUACUUUCUUUGCUGAAACGCUGAACACAGCACCUCAGAUAGUGCAAACUUCCAGUCACAUGGCCUAUUGCUAACAUAUCCUGACAUUGCAGCGAGGUACACUAUUAAAGUCACUGUGAAUAAUUCUCCUUUGUUCUUUCUCUUGUUUAGCAAGGAUAUGCUCCUGAGUUGUACUAUUUAUGUCUGUCAUUUGGGAUAUUUGCUCUUCUUACAACGGGUAGGUUUGACACGUGUGUUGAGCUUCUAUCUCGUUAGGCAAAUAGUCUAAAAAAAACUGGUACAUGGAGAUGUUGUACAUUGUACCCGUGUAUGAUUAAAUUUUAGUGAUGAGUUUAACUUGUUGCAGUGCUCGAAUUUGUUAAAGAUUGUAUAGUUGCUGUUUUGUGAGACGUAUAGGAGACACCAAGGCCACUGGUUGAGUUUAAUAAUAAGCUUACAUUGUGUAAAUUGUGGUCUAAUUGUAACAGUGGCGUACUAGGUGGUCUUAGGGAACAAUUUACUUUUUUGAAAUCUAAGCUGAGAGAUAAAAGAAGCGUGAUGGAGUUAGAAAAAAAAUACUAGUUUCAAAGCUCUUGUUCUCACCCCUCUUUAUAUGAAAAAUUUUGCUACCAUGGUAACGUGACGUCACACUUCUCCUCUCUAUUGACCAAGCUUGUUCAGUCUAUAUUGGCCUCUUCCUUUUUUUGCGUAUUUAUUGGCGUCGAUUUCGUCUCAGUCAAUAAAAACGCAAAAAAGAACUUACCCAAUAUCAAUCUUGACCUCACACUAACAAUAACAAAUAUAUAUACACCUAAUUGCAAUAACGUUGUCACAGAGCAUUACAAAAAACUGAAUUAGGCACUCUCACUACAAUCAGGGAUGUCAGACUAAAGAAUGAAACAGAAAACAUCAGUGGCCAUUUAAACUUUGCUUAACUCAACUGAUGUCAGAUUAAAGUACUGCAAAUGUGUUUACAGGAUUAUCGAAUUAUCAAAAGGUGUUUUGCAUGGCUACACUAAUUAAUUCCUAUUUGUCUAUUUUUAUUUGUCUUUUGCUUUUUUUAUAACAACGUAAAUGCAAUUAGGUGUAUGUUGUGGUUCAAUUUUAUCUUUGGUUUUAAUUUUAUGCUCUUUUGUUUUUGGGUAUGAUAAUGUAUCCCCAUGAUAAUGAAUUUCUUUGAAACAAAGGAAAAUAAAUUUUAAACCAAGGAUAAAAUUGAACCACAACACAUAUAAAGACCCUUCUUGGCCGCUUGGAAAGUCAAUUAGAACACAGAAUUUGCUUCAACGUAUAGAUGCCAACAGUCCACAAGUGAAAAAUGUGAGGACAUAAUAAUUUUUCGUCCCUGCCGCGUAUACUUCCUCGCAUAAACGUUCGGUUGUUUGUCUCCCACCUUGGUUAAUAAGUCGUGUAAAGAACGUAACUGAGAAAUACAAAUUGUGAUUACCGUUAAGCGAAGUUAAUCUCUCUCUCAUGAAAGCACGGCCUUUUUUACCGCGCGGUUUUGUUCGUCACAAAGUCCAAGGGCCUCCUACCCCAAAUCGAUAUCCUCCUUUUAUUACCGCUUUAACAAUCGCGUAACACGAGAUUUGAGAUUUUACGGGUUUAAAAGGUGAAAGUGAAGCAUAUGAAUAAAUAGAUAUCGCAUUAAUGCACACACUUUAGGCUAGCCCGAUCCUAGUAUCCUAUUCUACAUUGGAGGCGUUCGAAGGGGAAUAGAAAAGUAGAAGUUCGGGUGCACGUGGAAGUAGGAAGGGAUUCCCCUUCUCUAACUCCCCACCCCCUACUUUUCCCCAACGCACCCGCACUUAGGUAUGCGGUUUUACAGUAAGUGUGUUAUGCUCUUCAUCGCUAGUCUCCUUCGCAGCCGUUAUUAGGGUCGUCACGUAACGCUCUUCCCUACUGGUGGGGAGGAGAGUUGUGUGACGACCCUAAUAACGUCUGCGAAGAAGACUACUUCAUCGUUGCCCAUUAUAAACUGUACUCAAUACAAAAAUUCUGUUGUUUUACAGGAUUUCUGGUCAUCAUGCUCCCGUUUUGGUUGAUGAACUAUCUGUGGCCAGAUUCUGUUCUCAACCGACGUGAACGGCGAGGAAUUUGCUAUGAGCCUGUAAAAUGCUGCACUUGUCUUUGGCAUAUUUAG